Messenger RNA from Pelobates cultripes (western spadefoot toad), 55394 nucleotides. Lineage: Eukaryota; Metazoa; Chordata; Amphibia; Anura; Pelobatidae. The record is from the annotation of a GenBank genome assembly.
GGGGACUGGACCGAUCAGAUGCAGAGAGCGAGGUGACACCACUUUUGGGAUAAAGACACCGGGAAACAAUUUGGACCCCUCCCUUCUCCCUUUCUCUCACUCCCUCUUUCCAAAAUCUAGAAACCCCCCUUCCUCUUCUUUCCAGACAAAGACCCCCUCCCACUGUACCACAAUCACUACCUCUCCAUCCUUGCCUGUGCUUAUCAUUUUUCCCUGUUUUUCAAUCUGAGGGGAUAUUUUGAUACAGACUUAUUUUUCUACAUUUUUUUUACAAUUCGGUUUCUUGAAUCGAUCCCGUGACGGCCGCCGGGAGGGGGCAGGGGAGCGGCGGGGUGGGCAGGCGCACCUCGGACGCCAGAGCAGUGAAGAAAGGGACACGGAGGCAAGAGAGACGCAACCGAAAAUCUACAGGGUCCAACCUACGUUCCCUAAGCAUGGUGACUGUAAGUGCCGCCAUCUUUUUUUUCAUACCAUCCGAUUGAUCCUAUUGUGCUUCUUGUGUAGAAAGGGUUAAGAAGGAGGUUACAGGGUUAUUUUCUGUGUGGCAUUAGAGGAGGAGGAGGUGGAAAAGUUGAUGGAAGGGUGGAGGGAAGCAGAGAGAUAUCCCAGGGGAGUCCCAUUUGGGACUCGAAUGCGUCUUACAAUGCAGCAAACGAAAGGACAGAAGAGGGGGAGGGAGAGAGCAAGAAAAGGAUGGAGGGGGGGGGGGGGCAUGAGCUAAAACCAUGCACAAUAUGUCCUUGGGGCGCUAUGGUACUGCCAUGUAAUAUAGGAGUGACAGAUUUACUCAUAUAGCUAGAAAAUAGGUAGGUUACAAUGUAUUUAUGUUUUUGUAUAUGUAGAAAUAUGCUGCUGGUUUGUACAUAUAGCUAAUUUGUAUACAUGUAUGUGUAUUUAUAUAUAUAUAUAUAUAUAUAUAUAUAUAUAUAUACACACACUAGAAGAUAUGUUUAGCCUUAAUUAGAUAGUUAGAUAGAUAGAUAGGUAGGUAGGUAGGUAGAUGAUAGAAAGAUAUAUUUAUAUAUAGAUAUAUUUAUAUGGCCCUGUACAGAAACCCUUAUCGAUACUAUAUGUUCUAGCUAUGCAGCCAUAUGUGCCUAUAUCUGUCUAUAUAUCUAUACGUGGAUAAUGCAUAGAUGCAUGAAUAGAAAGACCCUAAUGACACGAGCUGAUCUCACAGUACCCAGCCCCAUUGCAGCUGGUACCCACAGGCGCAUGGGGGGAAGGGAGGGGAGGAGGAGGAGGAGAGAAGGUUCUUGAGAACAAUAGAGGAGACAUGGCAGGUUUUGGGCGUGUGCGUGAGCACGCGUGUGAGCACGCCUGUUUGGGGGAUCUGGGUAGCGUGUGUGUCCUACUAGUACAUUGUUUAUACAGAACCAGAACUAUCGAUAGGACAGGCUUGCCAAUAUGGUGGGUUGAUGCCCCCUGGUCUGUUUUUUCUGGAGAUAUUAAUACAGCACAGGACAUCCUAUACUUGGCGUUUUGUAUUUCGUUGGCCAUGUUGGUCUCGUGUCAUUCACGGUCAAGCUACAAUGGCAGAGUUGGUUUACUGGGAUUUAUAACCCAUUCCCCAGACAUUUCUACUGUUGGAUAAUAUGAUAAUUCUAUAGAUAGCAGUUUCCAUUUUCUUCAGUAAAUAAGAACUGGGUCCUUAGUGAAAGGUAUGGCUCAUGGUUGUUUCAAGUGCUGAAGGACAGCUCUCAGGGUCACAGGAUCUACCAUACCCUUACAGAGUCUACUUCUGAAAAAGGUCAACAGAUUAAACACCAAGCAAAGUAGAUUUACUAUUUAAGCAGAUAAUGUGGAGGCUAACUGGCUAUAAUGAUGUUACUGGGAUAUAAGUUAUAUUCUGUUUAAUGAGAUACAUUGCACAAACUGCACACUGUAGCCACACGCAGUGUUACUUGCCCUGUGCCACAGCUUGCAUCGAGCCACUGAUAAAACCUGCCAUAUGCCUCUCUGUCCUGCCAUAACGUCUCUGGAGCCAGUGAUAUAACCUGCCCCAUGCCACCUGUGAUUGCACAUUUGGAGCCACUAACAUGGCUGCCACGUACCACCCACUGUCUGCCUUAGCUUGCCUGGACAUAUCCUGUGCUGUUUUCUACAUAACAUAACCUACCUUACACCCCUCUGUAACCUUACACAGCAUACCGUGUACAGUGUCCCGUGUGCUGCCCAAAUAGCCUGCUUUAUAUUAUUCGGUAUUUAAUGAAGCAUGCACUGUGUCACUGCAUACACUGUGUCACUGCAUACACUGUGCCGCUGGCUGCCUUACAUAGUCUGCCUUAUGCCACUCACUGCCUCACAUGGCGUACCCUGCUCCACUGACUACUUGAGAUCAGCUGCCAUAUACCACGCAUUGUCUGGAAUAGCCUGCCCUUUGCCACACCCUGUGCUCUGUACCAUGUGCUGACCAACACUGUCUGUCCAUGCCAUUCACAAACACAGAUAACUUGCCACGCUUCAUGUAAUCUGCUGACAGUGCUCCAUGCUAGGUGCUGAGUUACACAGGGUGCCCAGUGCCAUGCGAUGGUUGACAUAGGAUGCCCAGUACAAUUUGCUGAGUGACAGAGCCUGCCAAGGACCAUGUGCCACCAACAUAGUCCUCCAAAUGUCAUGUUCUGCCAACAUACUGUGCCCAAUUCCAUGUGCUGCCAACAUAGUCUGCCCAAUGCCAUGUGCUGACUGACAUGGUGUGCCCAAUACCAUGGGCUGCCUGACAUAGUGUGCCCAGUGCCAUGUGCUGACUGACAGUGUGCCCAAUACCACGUGCUGGCUGACAUAGUGUGCCCAAUACUAUGUGCUGGCUGACAUAGUGUGCCCAAUACCACGUGCUGGCUGACAUAGUGAGUCCAAUGCCAUGUGCUGACUGACAUAGUGUGUCCAGUACCAUGUGCUACCAACAUAGUGUGCCCAGUGCCAUGUGCUGCCAAUGUAGUGUGCUUAAUGCCAUGUGCUGACUUACAUAGUGUGCCCAGUACCAUGUGCUACCAACAUAGUGCGCCCAAUGCCGCGUGCUGGCUGACAUAGUGUGUCCAAUACCAUGUGCUGACUCACCUGGAGUGCCCAAUGCCAUGUGCUGGCUGACGUAGUGUGCCCAAUACCAUGUGCUGCAUGACAUGGUGUGCCCAAUGCCAUAUGCUGACUGACAUAGUGUGCCCAGUACCAUGUGCUGCCAUCAUAGUGUGCCCAAUACCAUGUACUGGCUGACAGUGUGCCCAAUACCAUGUGCUACCAACAUCGUGUGCUCAAUGCCACGUGCUGCCUGAUAUAGUGUGCCCUAUACCAUGUGUUGGCUGACCUAGUGUGACCAGUACCGUGUGCUGGCUGACAUAGUGUGCUCAACACCAUGUGCUGGCUGACGUAGUGUGCCCAAUGCCAUGUGCUGGUGACAUAGUGUGCCCAAUGCCAUGUGCUGCCAACAUGGUGUGCCCAAUACCAUGUGCUGUCUGAUAUAGCAUGCCCAGUACCAAGUGCAGGCUGACAUAGUGUGCCCAAUGCCACGUGCUGGUUGACAUAGUGUGCCCAAUACCAUGUGCUGGUUGACAUAGUGUGCCCAAUACCAUGUGCUGCCAACACAGUAUGCCCAAUACCAUGUGCUACCAACACAGUGUGCCUAAUACCAUGUGUUGGUUGACAUAUUGUGCCCAGUGCAAUGUGCUGGCUGACGUAGUGUGCCCAAUGCUACGUGCUGGCUGACAUAGUGUGCCAAAUGCCAUGUGCUGGCUGACGUAGUGUGCCCAAUGCCUCGUGCUGGCUGACCUAGUGUGCCCAAUGCCAUGUGCUGGCUGAUGUAGUGUGCCCAAUGCCAUGUGCUGGCUGACAUAGUGUGCCCAUAUAAUGUGCCCAAUGCCAUGUGCUGGCUGACAUAGUGUACCCCAUGCCACGUGCUGGCUGACAGUGUGCCCAAUACCAUGUGCUGGCUGACAUAGUGUGCCCAAUGCCAUGUGCUGGCUGACGUUGUGUGCCUAAUGCCACGUGCUGGCUGAUAUAGUGUGCCCAAUGCCAUGUGCUGGCUGGCAUAGUAUACCCAAUGCCACGUGCUGGCUGACAUAGUGUGCCCAAUGCCAUGUGCUGGCUGACAGUGUGCACAGUGUUGAAUGGCAUAGUAUUCAUAAUACUUAAACAUGUCAGGCAGCACAUGGCACAAUGUGCCAUGAGUGCCACACACUGCCUUAUCCCACAAUCGGCCUUCCAGUAAGGUCCUGUGCCACGCUAUGCCUGACAAUGCUUGCUUGCGCCAUGUGCCAUCUCACAAGUUUCCUGCCAUUACAGAAAGCACAAAGUCAGGAGUAUAGUCCAAGGCAGAUUAAUUGGAGAAGAAUAGUAACAAUGUUUGGGCUCACGUUGGACCCGUUAUCAUGUGAGCAGAAACGUGAUACUUCUUCUUAAAUAAACCUGCCCUUAAACAAACCUUUCUAUUGUUGUGUCUGUGAGGGAAGUAUACUUAGAGCACUCAGAAAGGCUUCACUGUGAGUGUUUCCUUAUUUUUGUAAAUUUCCUGAUAUUGGCUCCCAGUACAGGAGUCUGUCUGUUGAUAAAAGUUACCUUGUACUACCUUUUGCCCAAAAAUAGUUGCCAUGUAUUACCUAGCAUUGUCUACACCGUGCCACGAAAUGCCUGACAUCAACUGCCACGAGUCACUGAUAUUGGCUGCCUUUUGUUUCCUGAUAUACUCUACCCAGAGCCACAUGCUACCUAACUUAAGGUGCCCCUGCGCGACAUAUGCCAACCUGUGCCAUGAGCCUUGACUGUGUUACACACUACUUAUUACACAUUGACUAACAGAGGGGGAGAGAGAUGGUUACUUUGUGUGCUAGACAGCCCAUGACACAGUGACUGCCACAUAUAUACCCAGUACUUUACACCUACUAACACAGUGACUGCCACAUAUAAACCCAGUACUUCCCACCGACUAACACAGUGACUGCCACAUAUAUACCCAGUACUUCACACCGACUAACACAGUGACUGCCACAUAUAUACCGAGUACUUCACACCGACUAACACAGUGACUGCCAUAUACCCAGUACUUCACGCCAACUAACACAGUGACUGCCACAUACCCAGUACUUCACACCGACUUACAAAGUGACUGCCACAUAUAUACCCAGUACUUCACACCGACUAACACAGUAACUGCCAUAUACCCAGUACUUCACACCGACUAACACAGUGACUGCCAUACAUAUAUCCAGUACUUCCCACCGACUAACACAGUGACUGCCACAUAUAUACCGAGUACUUCACACCGACUAACACAGUGACUGCCAUAUACCCAGUACUUCACGCCAACUAACACAGUGACUGCCACAUAUAUACCCAAUACUUCACACCAACUUACACAGUGACUGCCACAUAUAUACCCAGUACUUCACACCGACUAACACAGUGACUGCCAUAUACCCAGUACUUCACGCCGACUAACACAGUGACUGCCAUACAUAUAUCCAGUACUUCCCACCGACUAACACAGUGACUGCCACAUAUAUACCGAGUACUUCACACCGACUAACACAGUGACUGCCAUAUACCCAGUACUUCACACCGACUAACACAGUGACUGCCACACAUAUAUCCAGUACUUCACACCGACUAACACAGUGACUGCCACAUAUAUACCCAGUACUUCCCACCGACUAACACAGUGACUGCCAUAUAUAUACCCAGUACUUCCCACCGACUAACACAGUGACUGCCACAUAUAUACCCAGUACUUCCCACCGACUAACACAGUGACUGCCACAUAUAUACCCAGUACUUCCCACCGACUAACACAGUGACUGCCAUAUAUAUACCCAGUACUCCCCACCGACUAACACAGUGACUGCCACAUAUAUAAGUCCUGCGCUCACUCCCAUCACUCCUGGGUGGCCGCAACAACCACAGUACCCAUCAGCCACCUUACAUACAGUAAAAACCAAAGAAAAAGUUACCUGCAAUCUCUCCUUAAUCCCUAUGUACAUUUAAACAAAUGGAGGUCAUUUAGUUACUCCAAUGGCCAUUGGAAGGAAUGCCCGCCUGCCAACAUCAAGGCAGAUCCCCCCCUAGACGGGUCCUAUACUGACCUUUUACCUUGCUUCCUUGAGCCCCUGGCAAAGACAUCUCUAAUGAGACAGAGAGGGGUAUUUUUAUAUACACCCCUAUAUAUCUCUAUAUAGCCACACAUAUAUCCAGUACUUCCCACCGACUAACACAGUGACUGCCACACAUAUAUCCAGUACUUCCCACCAACUAACACAGUGACUGCCACAUAAAUACCCAGUACUUCCUACCGACUAACACAGUGACUGCCACAUAUAUACCCAGUACUUCCCACCGACUAACACAGUGACUGCCACAUAUAUACCGAGUACUUCACACCGACUAACACAGUGACUGCCAUAUACCCAGUACUUCACGCCAACUAACACAGUGACUGCCACAUACCCAGUACUUCACACCGACUUACAAAGUGACUGCCACAUAUAUACCCAGUACUUCACACCGACUAACACAGUGACUGCCACAUAUAUAAGUCCUGCGCUCACUCCCAUCACUCCUGGGUUGCCACAACAACCACAGUACCCAUCAGCCACCUUACAUACAGUAAAAACCAAAGAAAAAGUUACCUGCAAUCUCUCCUUAAUCCCUAUGUACAUUUAAACAAAUGGAGGUCAUUUAGUUACUCCAAUGGCCAUUGGAAGGAAUGCCCGCCUGCCAACAUCAAGGCAGACCCCCCCUAGACGGGUCCUAUACUGACCUUUUACCUUGCUUCCUUGAGCCCCUGGCAAAGACAUCUCUAAUGAGACAGAGAGGGGUAUUUUUAUAUACACCCCUAUAUAUCUCUAUAUAGCCACACAUAUAUCCAGUACUUCCCACCAACUAACACAGUGACUGCCACACAUAUAUCCAGUACUUCCCACCAACUAACACAGUGACUGCCACAUAAAUACCCAGUACUUCCCACCAACUAACACAGUGACUGCCACACAUAUACCCAGUACUUCCCACCGACUAACACAGUGACUGCCACAUAUAUACCGAGUACUUCACACCGACUAACACAGUGACUGCCAUAUACCCAGUACUUCACACCGACUAACACAGUGACUGCCACAUAUAUACCCAGUACUUCCCACCAACUAACACAGUGACUGCCACACAUAUACCCAGUACUUUACACCGACUAACACAGUGACGGCCACACAUAUACCCAGUACUUCACACCGACUAACACAGUGACUGCCACAUAUAUACCCAGUACUUCCCACCGACUAACACAGUGACUGCCACAUAUAUACCCAGUACUUCACACUGACUAACACAGUGACUGCCACACAUAUACCCAGUACUUCCCACCGACUAACACAGUGACUGCCACAUAUAUACCCAGUACUUCACACUGACUAACACAGUGACUGCCACACAUAUACCCAGUACUUCACACCGACUAACACAGUGACUGCCACACAUAUACCCAGUACUUCACACUGAGUAACACAGUGACUGCCACAUAUAUACCGAGUACUUCACACCGACUAACACAGUGACUGCCACACAUAUACCCAGUACUUCAUACCGACUAACGCAGUGACUGCCAUAUAUAUACCCAGUACUUCACACUGACUAACACAGUGACUGCCACACAUAUACCCAGUACUUCACACCGACUAACACAGUGACUGCCACAUGUAUACCCAGUACUUCACACUGAGUAACACAGUGACUGCCACAUAUAUACCGAGUACUUCACACCGACUAACACAGUGACUGCCACAUAUAUACCCAGUACUUCAUACCGACUAACACAGUGACUGCCACACAUAUAUCCAGUACUUCACACUGACUAACACAGUGACUGCCACACAUAUACCCAGUACUUCACACCGACUAACACAGUGACUGCCACACAUAUACCCAGUACUUCACACCGACUAACACAGUGACUGCCACAUAUAUACCCAGUACUUCACACCGACUAACACAGUGACUGCCACAUGUAUACCCAGUACUUCACACUGAGUAACACAGUGACUGCCACAUAUAUACCGAGUACUUCACACCGACUAACACAGUGACUGCCACAUAUAUACCCAGUACUUCAUACCGACUAACACAGUGACUGCCACACAUAUAUCCAGUACUUCACACUGACUAACACAGUGACUGCCACACAUAUACCCAGUACUUCCCACCGACUAACACAGUGACUGCCACACAUAUACCCAGUACUUUACACCGACUAACACAGUGACUGCCACAUGUAUACCCAGUACUUCACACCGACUAACACAGUGACUGCCACAUGUAUACCCAGUACUUCACACCGACUAACACAGUGACUGCCACAUGUAUACCCAGUACUUCACACUGAGUAACACAGUGACUGCCACAUAUAUACCCAGUACUUCACACUAACAGUGACUGCCACAUAUAUACCCAGUACUUCCCACCGACUAACACAGUGACUGCCACAAAUAUACCCAGUACUUCACACUGACUAACGCAGUGACUGCCACACAUAUACCCAGUACUUCACACCGACUAACACAGUGACUGCCACAAAUAUACCCAGUACUUCACACUGACUAACGCAGUGACUGCCACAUAUAUACCCAGUACUUCACACUGACUAACACAGUGACUGCCACAUAUAUACCCAGUACUUCACACUAACAGUGACUGCCACAUAUAUACCCAGUACUUCCCACCGACUAACACAGUGACUGCCACAAAUAUACCCAGUACUUCACACUGACUAACGCAGUGACUGCCACACAUAUACCCAGUACUUCACACCGACUAACACAGUGACUGCCACAAAUAUACCCAGUACUUCACACUGACUAACGCAGUGACUGCCACAUAUAUACCCAGUACUUCACACUGACUAACACAGUGACUGCCACAUAUAUACCCAGUACUUCACACUAACAGUGACUGCCACAUAUAUACCCAGUACUUCCCACCGACUAACACAGUGACUGCCACAAAUAUACCCAGUACUUCACACUGACUAACGCAGUGACUGGCUCUCACUUCCUGUGCGAUUCACUGAUUGCCACACAUACUACACAAUAAUGACUGUUUGCACACUUUGCCGACCAUUCCAUUCUGUAUCUAGCCGAGACAGUGUCACACAUCAUGUGAAAGAUUCUAUUCUCAAUUUCCCUAAUCUCCAUUUUGUUUUUAUUUAUUAAUUUAAUGCAAUACCCCACUAUGAAUCCAUUUUCUUUUGUGUCUACCUGGGGCUUAUUUUCCUUUUUAAUAUUCCUACCGUUAUGCCUCCAUAACUCAAAGUGCGUUAGCUGUAGACAUGAGGUUGUGGGGAAAUAAAGCUUCAAGGAGUAUGCAUUGAUGCAGAGAUACGUUGGGGAAGGGGGGGUGAGAUGUAGAUAGUGGAUGAUGAAUGUAGCGUGUUUGCAAUUAUAUGGAGCUGGAAUGAAAUGCCAGAUUGAUGAAAGGGCUCGUGAAAUACAGAGAGAGGAGGGUGGGUUGUGGGAUAUAGAGGGAGAGAUGUAAAAUGGGAGGAUGCGUUAUGUAAGGUGAUUGGGGGGAAUGUGUUGAAUUAUUGGCGAUGAGAGGGAUGGGGUUUUGUGAUAAAUACAAAGAGGUGAAUUCAAAAUUGGGGGUUGUGAAAUACAGGGAUGGAGGUUUUGGAGAAAAAGAACAUGUUUGUAACAAGAAUUAAAAUAAAGUGUUGGCAUUUGUAGACAGAAGGAUGUAAGGAGAGAGGGGAGUGAUAGACAAAAGUGUGGUGAUAAAAGACUGGAAUGAUGGGAGACAGAGAGAGAGAGAGAGGAUAUCUAUAAAGACGGAAUGAGAAACACAGAAUCAGUGAUCCACUUUAUAAUCUCCGUACAGACAGACUGACUGGAAGAAUGGUACUCUGGGUAGCGAUAUAGACACAAUAAGGCCACCUAAAAAAAUUCUAAUAAUACUCAGCGUGCACAUCCUAUAUGUGUCACCCUGUGCUGGGAGGGACAGACUCCAUGUCCCAUAGCUCUCUCCUGUUUGUGUCACCCUGUGCUGGGAUGGACAGACUCCAUGUCCCAUAGCUCCCUCCUGUCUGUGUCACCCUGUGGUGGGAUGGACAGACUCCAUGUCCCAUAGCUCCCUCCUGUCUGUGUCACCCUGUGCUGGGAGGGACAGACUCCAUCUCCCAUAGCUCCCUCCUGUCUGUGUCACCCUGUGGUGGGAUGGACAGACUCCAUGUCCCAUAGCUCCCUCCUGUCUGUGUCACCCUGUGCUGGGAGGGACAGACUCCAUCUCCCAUAGUUUCCUCCUGUCUGUGUCACACUGUGCUGGGAGGGACAGACUCCAUGUCCCAUAGCUACCUCCUGUUUGGUGUCACUCUGUGCUGGGAGACACAGACUCCAUGUCCCAUAGCUCCCUCCUGUCUGUGUCACCCUGUGCUGGGAGGGACAGACUCCAUGUCCCAUAGCUUCCUCCUGUUUGUGUCACCCUGUGCUGGGAUGGACAGACUCCAUGUUCCAUAGCUCUCUACUGUUUGUGUCACCCUGUGCUGGGAGGGACAGACUCCAUGUCCCAUAGCUUCCUUCUGUCUGUGUCACCCUGUGCUGGGAAGGACAGACUCCAUGUCCAAUAGCUCUCUCCUGUCUGUGUCACACUAUGCUGGGAGGGACAGACUCCAUGUCCCAUAGCCCUCUCCUAUCUGUGUCACCCUGUGCUGGAAGGGACAGACUCCAUGUCUCAUAGCUCCCUCCAGUCUGUGUCACCCUGUGUUGGGAGCGACAGACUCCAUGUCCCAUAGCUCCCUCCUGUCUGUGUCACACUGUGCUGGGAGGGAGAGACUCAAGAUGUCAUCAUACUCUGCUCUUUGAGCUCGUACCCCAUUGAUCACCAUGCAUACACAUAAAUAAAGGCAUUAGCAUAUAUUAUCACAGGAUCUAGACUCUAUAAGGAUUAGCACUUACAGAAGGGCAAAUGAGCUAAUUAAGCUUCACAGUUUUGUUUAGACUAAUUACUAUUAUCCUCUUUGUAACAAGAAGCCUGCACAAUCGGCUUUGCAUGCAGAGACUCUCUUAAUGACACUUAACAGAACGAUGUGACCUCAGUGGGUCGGUGCAGAAGUAUGCGCUCUACAGCUGCUGGAAUAGCUGGUGGUACUCACCAACAAACAAUACACCGUACAUAAUGGUAAUAUACAUCGGUUUCCUACUUUAAAUCUCUCCCAUAAUCCUCUAUUUUACGUUUUAUGUCCCUCUAGUAAACCUCUAUAUACAGCGGUAUAUCCCUUCCCCAAAAAUACGGGGGGCCAAUAUCCCCUCUAAGUACUCCUUUGCGCUUGCUCCAGCACAGUUAAAAGUAGAAAAGUGAAUUUAUCUUUAAAAUAUGUUAAAAACAGGUUUAGAUCCUAUGACUUUCCUCCCAUUCGGGACUUUCUCAGGGAAAAAUAUUAAAAAGCAUGCACAAUGCUAAUAACCAUAACACUCCCUGCCGAGUCCCGCUUUAAAUUGCCGCUUCUUUGACCUCCCUGGUCCUCCUGCAUGUCUCCUCCUACUUGAUCCUGAAGGGAUGGUCCCCCUCGCAGCUGUAUUCAAUAAAUGGAGUUCUUGGGAGCAUGCGCGUUGGCUCUCCAUAAACUGAGUGUGUCUGAGAUUUCUUACAGAGUACUUGAUACGGCUAUCUUUUAAACCUCUGCCCAGUAGUUAUUCCAUGACUACAGCAAUUUUUUUGGCCACAGUACAAUCUAUAAAAGAAUCCAUAUGUUACUAAUCACAUUGUUUAGUCAAUUCAGUCUUUAUAGUACCACUUAAUGAAUGUAUAGGAAGACAGGGGCAUGGGAUCGCCUUACUUCAUAAUUUAUGCUAUGAGAAUAGGUGAUUGGAAAUAUCUUUAAAGGACUUAUCUGAGCACCAUAACAACUUAAUCUCAAUUAAAUUGUUAUGGUGCAUGUAGCCACCUUCUCACCUUAACGGGUUAUAUUCUUAUUAAUUAUUAUGAUGUUGUUAUGGUGCACAGAGUGUCCCUUUAAAUAUCAUUCUGCUAUAAUUCUAUUUAACCCCUUCACAAACUGUGUAUGUGCGUAUGUGCAUUCACCCCAAGACAUAGGUUUGCCAAAUUGUUAUUUAAAAGAGGAAAGCAUGUUAAUCAAUGUAAUAUCUCAUAUUAUGUCCAAUAGUUUUUUUCAUAAAACGGUGACCUCGUACCCUUAUCUGCAGAACUGUCUGUAUUCUUACUCUUAUUCCCAUUUUUCCUAUUCUCUUGCUUUCUGUGUGACGCCUUCUCUCACCACCCUCCGCCUCUCUUCUUUAUUCUCUAUUCUUAGAUUGCUUUGCUAAAGUGAGGAGGGAGCAUCUAUUUUAGUGGAACGCGUUUACACCCAGGAGUUAUUUUUAUUCUCUUCUAUUUCCUGAAUUCACCUGAAAAAUUGAGACAAUGUGGGUUGUGGCGGCGCAUCUAAUAAGCCAGUAUUGCUCUACGAUAUAUUUAUAGUGCAGUAACCUAUCCUCAUGGCAUAUAUACACAGCACAAUCACAGUGCCAGUCUAUCUCAUGGCAUGUAUACACAGUACAGUCAUAGUGCCAGUCUAUCUCAUGGCAUAAAUACAGUACAGUUACAGUGCCAGUCUAUCUCAUUGCAUAUAUACACAGCACAGUUACAGUGCCAGUCUAUCUCAUGGCAUAUAUACACAGUACAGUUACAGUGCCAGUCUAUCUCAUGGCAUAUAUACACAGCACAGUUACAGUGCCAGUCUAUCUCAUGAUAUAUAUAUACACAGUACAGUUACAGUGCCAGUCUAUCUCAUGAUAUAUAUACACAGUACAUUAACAGCGCCAGUCUAACUCAUGGCAUGUAUACAGUACAGUUACAGUGCUAGUCUAAUUCAUGGCAUAUAUACUGAGUACAGUUACAGUGCCAGUCUAUCUCAUGGCAUAUAUACUGCCAGUCUAUCUCAUGGCAUACAUACAGUACUGUUACAGUGCCAGUCUAUCUCAUGGCAUGUAUACACAGUACAGUCAUAGUGCCAGUCUAUCUCAUGGCAUAAAUACAGUACAGUUACAGUGCCAGUCUAUCUCAUUGCAUAUAUACACAGCACAGUUACAGUGCCAGUCUAUCUCAUGGCAUAUAUACACAGUACAGUUACAGUGCCAGUCUAUCUCAUGGCAUAUAUACACAGCACAGUUACAGUGCCAGUCUAUUUCAUGAUAUAUAUAUACACAGUACAGUUACAGUGCCAGUCUAUCUCAUGAUAUAUAUACACAGUACAUUAACAGUGCCAGUCUAACUCAUGGCAUGUAUACAGUACAGUUACAGUGCUAGUCUAAUUCAUGGCAUAUAUACUGAGUACAGUUACAGUGCCAGUCUAUCUCAUGGCAUAUAUGCUAGCAGUCUAUCUCAUGGCAUACAUACAGUACUGUUACAGUGCCAGUCUAACUCAUGGCAUAUAUACACAGUACAGUUACAGUGCCAGUCUAUCUCGUGGCAAUAAAUACACAGUACAGUUACAGUGCCAGUCUAUCUCAUGGCAUAUAUACUGAGUACAGUUACAGUGUCAGUCUAACUCAUGGCAUACAUACAGUACGAUUACAGUGCAAGUCUAACUCAUGGCAUAUAUACACAGUACAGUUACAGUGCCAGUGGCAUAUAUAUACACAGUACAGUUACAGUGCCAGUCUAUCUCAUGGCAUAUAUACACAGUACCGUUACAGUGCCAGUCUAACUCAUGGCAAUAAAUACACAGUACAGUUACAGUGCCAGUCUAUCUCAUGGCAUAUAUACUGAGUACACUUACAUUGCUAGUCUAUCUCAUGGCAUACAUACAGUACGAUUACAGUGUCAGUCUAACUCAUGGCAUACAUACAGUACGAUUACAGUGCCAGUCUAUCUCAUGGCAUAUAUACACAGUACAGUUACAGUGCCAGUCUAUCUCAUGGCAUAUAUACUGAGUACAGUUACAGUGCCAGUCUAACUCAUGGCAUAUAUACACAGUACAGUUACAGUGCCAGUCUAUCUGAUGAUAUAUAUACACAGUACAUUAACAGCGCCAGUCUAACUCAUGGCAUAUACACACAGUACAGUUACAGUGCCAGUCUAUCUCAUGGCAUAUACACACAGUACAGUUACAGUGCCAGUUUAUCUCAUGGCAUAUAUACGCAGUACAGUUACAGUGCCAGUCUAUCUCAUGGCAUACACACACAGCACAGUUACAGUGCCAGUCUAUCUCAUGGCAUGUAUACACAGUACAGUUACAGUGCCAGUCUAGUCUAUCUCAUGGCAUACAUAAACAGUACAGUAAAAAUAUAAGGAGCACAAUAACAUAGACAUCUCAUGGCAUGUUUAUAUGCCACCCUAUCAUGGCGUCUGUAAAACAGUAUGGUUUCAAUGCCAAUAUACAUAAUGGUAUAAAUAGAACAGUUACAUUGCCAAUUUAUACAAUCAUGGCAUAUAUACAUAUAAAGUAUACGCCAUGAAUUUCUUGGUUUAGUGAGUAAGCCUUCAACAUAAUACAGUCAGUGGCAAUAUUACUUUUACAUAUUAACUAAACCAAUAAUGCCAACUUCUUCUCCCACAAACAAACACCAAGGUGAUCUAACAUGCCAGGUGUAUGCACCGUGAAGGUAGAAUACAGGUAACAGCUGUGCCACACUCUCUGCUCCCAAGCAUGUGCCCCCUGUGGCAGUGCCAGUCUGCACCUCCCUACAUUGCACUAGACAUUGUUAACCCACACAAGGGAUGUAAGCAGAUAUACCAUGCUGGUGUCAGGCAGAGAUUGGACACUGACCUGAAAGGCUCAUUGUAGCUAGAAUGAGUUUAUUCCCUUCCUCCCUCUCUGCUCACACACAUCUCUACAUCUUAAUAUUCUGCUUUUAUUGCCUUUCUCUACCUAUUAUAAAUUCUUUUACAUGCCUAAGCUGUCAUCUUCUCUCUUUUUUUUGAACUUUCUGGCCACUAAAAUUUUCUUAAAAUAUGCCAUGUUUCUCCAGCCCCUUUUUAUAAAUAUAAAUCAAACAUCCAGUGUAUCAGGAAUCUCAGAAUACUAGGACAUGUAGCUAACUCUGGUCUUGAAGGGUUAAUUUAGGGAAGAUAUGAUUCUAUAGUCAAUAAAAUUGUAGGCCAGUUAUACAUUUUCUGUACUUGCCAUUUGACUCCACAGGAUAAUCUGUGAUUUGAUAUAUCAUUUAACGGGCAAUAUUUAUUCCCAUAUUCCAUUUAGACAGUGAUACACUGAGAUACAGUAAUUAAAAUGUUAACAUGGUAUAUGAAGUUCUGAUAUUCAUUUCUGUAAUAUUUUUAGCAUGGUUAUUAUAUUUUUAUUAUAUUGUUGCUGUAAGGCACAUGUCGACUUUACUCAUGUCAUCCAACAUUAUCCAACAUUUGAAGACCUAGAUAUUUUUGCAACACAUUUUUCGUCAUGCUCAGUCAGCCUUUGUUCAGAAAUAUUUUGGGUGCUAAAGUUAGACAUAACUGCACUAGAACAGUCUAAUUUGAGAUAACCUAAAAAUGCAUUGCAUCUGGGGAUAAAUACCUUUCAUAGUAAAAUGAUGUAUAUAUAUAUAUAUAUGUGGUGCUCAGUCAGGAUGAUUUAUGCACGCUGUUGCAUGCCUCCCAAUUGUCCCUAUUUAGGAGGAAUAGUCCAUAUUUUGAGCCCAAAACUCUUUGCCCUUCUUUUCUAUCCUAAUGUCCCUCUUUUCUAGGAGCUCCUUAUUGUUGGUGUCUCUGUGUGUAUAACAGAGCUUCACAGCAAUAAUACUCCCAGUAAUGUGUCUGAGUGUAUAACAGAGCUUCACAGCAAUAAUACUCCCAGUAAUGUGUCUGAGUGUAUAACAGAGCUCCACAGCAAUCAUACUCCCAGUAAUGUGUCUGAGUGUAUAACAGAGCUCCACAUCAAUAAUACUCUCAGUAAUGUGUCUGAGUGCAUAACAGAGCUCCACAGCAAUAAUACUCCCAGUAAUGUGUCUGAGUGUAUAACAGAGCUCCACAGCAAUAAUACUCCCAGUAAUGUGUCUGAGUGUAUAACAGAGCUCCACUGCAAUAAUACUCCCAGUAAUGUGUCUGAGUGUAUAACAGAGCUCCACAGCAAUAAUACUCCCAGUAACGUGUCUGAGUGUAUAACAGCUCCACAGCAAUAAUACUCCCAGUAAUGUGUCUGAGUGUAUAACAGAGCUCCACAGCAAUAAUACUCCCAGUAAUGUGUCUGAGUGUAUAACAGAGCUCCACAGCAAUAAUACUCCCAGUAAUGUGUCUGACUGUAUAACAGAGCUCCACAGCAAUAAUACUCCCAGUAAUGUGUCUGACUGUAUAACAGAGCUCCACAGCAAUAAUACUCCCAGUAAUGUGUCUGAGUGUAUAACAGAGCUCCACAGCAAUAAUACUCCCAGUAAUGUGUCUGUGUGUAUAACAGAGCUCCACAGCAAUAAUACUCCCAGUAAUGUGUCUGUGUGUAUAACAGAGCUUCACAGCAAUAAUGCUCCCAGUAAUGUGUCUUUAAACUACAAUAAAUGUAUUUAGAAAUCAGUCUGUGUAAAUAAGAUACACUGUUUUUGUUCUAAAUUGCAUUUUAGUUGCAUAAAAUAUUAUUAGCAAAUAGCUGAAAAUUUCUCAGAAGUGUCCUGCCUCUUGGCACAUCCCCGCUCACAUCCUUAAAAUUAAAGUGUCCAUAUUUGUCCAUUUGAAAUAUUGGGAGUAGUGAGUUGUCUAAAUUGCCAACAAAUAUAUAUAUAUAUGUGUCUAUUAUGGAUCAGUGAUUGUGUAGGCCUCCUCCAAGAUGGCCACUGAAAAUGUCUGCCUAGAUAUUCACUCACAGCAAUCUGAACUCAAAUGAAAUGGUUUUGGUGCAUGGGUUAUUUGGGGGGCCACACUUCAUAGAAAUCUGUGCACCAGAAAUAAAACAGCAAUUAUUUUGUAUAAAGCCACAUAUAUCAAUACAUGUGCUUGCUGUUUAGCUGUUACAACGUAUAGAUCAAAUUUGCAGCACUGUUGGCCUCCAGCAAAUCUGAUCUAACAGACUCCCUUUGAGCGUUGUAGAAAUUGGUUUCUGUGUGUGUGCUUGUGUAUACGAGGUCUUGCUUAUAAUACAGGACGUAAAGAUUACAGAAGAUGCAGUUUCUAUGGCAACCGGGCUAGUAGGCCUCAGGCCUAUGGUUCUAUUUUUUAAAGCCUUCUGAAGGCAGAUGUCAGAAAAUGAUUUGUAUAAAGAGAAAGGACAGAAACUGAGAGCUUGCUGGAUAACAUUACGCCACUUGCAAUUUUAAUAGUUUGGUUUGUCAAAAUCUUAAAUUCACAAAUAAUCAUUAAAAUGAACAUUUUCUACAAACUACACAAUGCAGGUUUAAUGAAAGAAAGCAUGGCAUUAUAUUAUGCACUUUCCCUACUCUGAUCUGUGACCUCACACUGAGCUACUGAAUGGAUUAUUUAUAACAUUUCAUAUUACAGUUAUAAUUUAUUCAUCAACAUUUUUUUUAUUAUUUCUGAUUAUUUGUCCUUUUUAAUUCAUCGAUUGCUAGAGGAAUAAUGACUACAUUAUGUUUUAACAUGCUUCCUGACAAUCUCAGUAGAUUUAUUUAAAACACGCUAAACUGUGGUAAACUGAAAAACAAAGAGCAAAUAUUUAAAUUUUUAAAAAAUGUUUAAGAGUUUUACAUUUUUAAAUUCAUCCAUACGCUCACUCUUGGGUGUAAUCAUGUGGGGACAAAUCAAAAGCUGUUGGGGCUGUAAAUGUGUGAUAUGGACAUGAAUAUGAGGAAGAGUUUGGCGUUACUCCACGGAAUUUUAGGGACAGCUGCGGAAUCCCCUAUUACCAGCCCCUACAUAGUUAUUUACUAAAUUGUGAAUUGUCAGGAAUAAAAGCCAAACGCAAUGAUUAUUUCAAAUUUUUGGUCACAAUUAUCAAUAUUUAAACAUACGUAACUUGCAUAAUAAGAUUUGCCUCUACUGGCCUAAAAUUCAUACAUUAGAGAAUAAAAUUUUUAGUUACUGAACCCAACUGAGCAUAGGGUGGGGUUUCAGUCAGUGUCCUAUGUAAUGUAUCUGUCUGCGAAUAAAAUGUCACCAGUCCUACACAAUUCGGCAUCAAGUGAUUAGCAAUAGUUUCUUAACUUCCUCUACGCUACAUUAUAUCAAACUACACUAUGUGCACUGUUUUUUUUUUAGCUAUUUAUUUUUUUACCCCGUGACUCUAAGCUUUGUGGUAAAGAGAAAAAAAGACUCUAGUGCACAAAAGCUUUUUUUUCCCAUAACUCUCAGCCACAUUGCCUCAAUGCAGUUUCUGUACAUCUGCUGUUGGGACCAUAAGGGUACAGUUUGAUUGUGCUCCUCUACGGGCGCAGACUAGCACAUCUGCCCUUUUGUCUUUAAGACUGAUAUGUGCUCUCUUUCCCUAAUUAACACUCAACAUAAAGGUAUGUAGAUUAAUGGCAAAAAAACGGUUUCCAUGGAUCCGCGAUCCCCUUGUGACUCAAUCAGCUCUCAAUGCAAUAGAGGCCCUAGCAAUGGCUGGCCCUCUGUUACCAAGCAAGAAGAAAGUAUAAACAAAGAGAUUUAUUGGGAAAAAUAGUAGAUAAGGAACAGUCAUGACAUGGUAUAACACAGAGUACUUACAUACAAGAAUUGUUAAAACAAAAUCCCAAUAAUUAUUGUAUUAACUUUUACCAUUAAUAAACAUAUAAAUAAACUAUGUGACGUAAAGGGAAAGAGUCACAUUUUUUGAUAUGAGAAUAUAAAUAAACAAUGUGACUUAAAGGGACACUGUCACAUUUAGAAAUGAGAAUACAAGUAAACUAUGUGACUUAAAGGGACACUGUCACAUUUUGAAAUGAGAAUAUAAAUAACAGCAGUCACACUAUGUAUAAAUAACUUAUAUAUACAUACACACAUAUAUUGUUAGCACCCACUAUUCUGCGCCAGGCAGAGCCCCCUGUAUUUUUAGUAAAAUAAUGUCACUGUCACAUUACCCGUGUAAAUGGCCAUACUAUGUGACAGGCCCACUUUAAACAUGGGCACUCAACAUAUACUUCUCUUAAAAUGUCCUCACAAUGUGUAAAAAAUUACAGUGCAGUUUAGAUGUAAGACGUAACACACCGUUGUAAAAUUUGCAACCCCCCACCGGCCCUGUUUAUUUCCACCCCCACCUCAAACCUAACAACCACUGCUUUAUGUCUUUGACUUUAAUCACAGAUCUCAAUUUGCCUGACAUACAAGUCAGUAAGGGACAAUUCAACACACAUCCUCCACCUAUUUGAAAAUAAGUGACAGGGUUUUUUAAAAAAAGUACCAAUUGAGCAGUCAUUGGGGGAUAGGAAUUCAGGGGCGUGCUGUGAAAUUUAUUCGGAGCAUAUGGCAAUGAGUAUAUUACAAUGUGUUCAGAACCUUGAUUAUAUCUCGUUUAACACUUUUCUGGACUAUCAGAAAAAAAAUAUAAAGCUAGCAUGUUUAUUGUAGAAUGCGCUAACACAUGCAAGAGACCAUUUGCAGUGAUCUGAGCUUGCGCAAGCUAUGAGGCCUAUUUAUAAGAGCUUGACUCCAUCCAAAUUCUGGUUUCAACCUUCCCAAACGAGGUUUGCUUCUCGUUGUAAUUCUGUCUAACUCCAAAAUCUGAUAUAUUAUUGCAAAAGCGUUUCCAGAACAGCAAAUGGUAAAAUUCUGUUAACCUUAGUAUUGUGAGAGCGGUAUAACCGGACGCAUCUUAUAUCUUACUGGAGCUGCAGACUAUACUGCCAUGUUUGACUGUGGCUCAUAAACUCAAAGAUUAAAAAAAAUAUAUACAUUUUUGUACAGUAAAAGAGGUUUGCAUCAGACAUGAGCGCCCAGUAAUCUGUGCAUUAAUACCAAAAAGGAAUUUCACCAUAACUACUAAGUCCAAUGUGAAAAUGGCACGUAGCACUUCCAUACAUAUCUAAAUAUUUUUUGCUAAAUAAAAAAUUGCUUUUGAUGGGUUCAGAGUUUGAACGUACGAAAGCUGAAUGAAUAUUCAGUGGCUGUCUGCGAAUGAUUUAGUACAAGAUAUUGCCGAUUGGGACUACAUUUCCCAUCAUACUUGGCAAGUCUGACUAUUCACCAGUAUCUACAGUGCUCAGGUUAGGUAUUCGUACAUGUAGUUCACAACAUUAGCAGCUGAGUUGCCAAAUCUUGCUUACUGCUGACAAAAGUUGUUAAAAUACAUUACAACUGUCCUCUACUGUCAGAGGAUUUGUGCCUGUUUAAAAAUGCCGAAUAUCAGCAAUCUGCUUAAUUAAAAAUGCAAAAGGACAAGAUAAUAAUAUUUUAUUGACUUUUGUUUUAUAGAGUUUGUAUAAAAAUGCAUGAAUAUGUUUAAUACACAUUCAUUAAUCUGAUUGAGCUGCAUAAGAAAUAGAAACCUGCCUGUUCACAUUCGUUAAUGUGUCCCAUUUUUAUUUAAAUGGAAAACAAAAACUAUUUUAAUUGAAUGUUUUUUUUAGGAUAAUUGUCCUUUACAGGGGCUGUCGAUAAUAAGCCAGCAAUUACGGUAUAACCUCUAGGAAAAAACAGUAUCAAACAUACUGGAUUACAUUCACUAAACCAUGAAUCGUGCAGAACUGUUGAGGGAAUUACAACUUUUAGGAGAAAUUAACCAAGCUGCACAAAAACAGGAAUUCCAGAUUUCGUUCCAGAUCAGCAAUUAUGCACAAAAAAAUUGCAGUUCAUUGUCAAUUCUCUACAAUUCCCACAUUCGUGACUAAAACCUGCUUGUUUAAUUCAAAAUAUUGCUGCAGCUGCGGAGUGGUAGGCAGCUAGGCCUCAAAAUGUUGUACAGCAAGCAAGGCCUUUCUCCCUUACACGUAGCCGUGAAUAAGUAGAAAAGAAGGUUUCAGCCCCAAUUAUACGUGCUGAUGAUUUGUAUGGACUGCUGAUGCCAUGAUAACUAGGUCAAAAGGAACGUGGAAGAAAUAUCUUCAGGGAACAAACAUAUAUAUUUAUAUUUUUCCUGACGAAACACUCAAAGAGUGAGCUUUAGGUUGAAAAGAUAUAAAUCUUUGUGCGGAAUGUGUUUAACCCUUUCCUGCCCGGAUUACAGAAGUUGAGCUAAUAACGAUUUAAUACUUGCUCUGUCCCUCUUGCUACGUUAAUCCCACCCUGGAAGAUGUAAAGGGUCUUUAAAGCAUUAUGCAGCUAAAAUCUCAUUAAAUAUGUCCUGCUUUUUCUCCACUGUCUUGCUAAUUAAAGGAACCAGACAGAUGCCGUCUUUCUCUCUCCCCUUCCCUCCUCCCCCCCCGUUAAAGAUUCAGCGACAGUCCCAUUUUGUAGAGAUCGUGAUUGAAUGAGAAAAGCCUGAAUUAUCUGAUCAGCCCAUAGUCUAACAGUUAUUUUAACACAGUACACAUUAUUGGCUAUAUGAAAACUAUAUAUAUUUUUUCAUGUUUUCAGGGGCUAAUUAAGGAUUUGUAGAUAACAGUAGAUUGUUUGCCACCACACGGUGCUUUAUAUAUAUAUAUAUAUAUAUAUAUAUAUAUUUUUUAUUUUAUUUUUUUUUUAAGUUUUUUUAUUUUUAUUAAACUGGAAUUCACAAGGAAAUUUUACAUUUUAUGCCCACAAACCUGUGUAGAGAAAUUAGAGUUAGAUAAAAUUUUCAGUUUCUGCUACGUUGGUCUAAAAUUCAGUAGUCAAGUUCAGAACAGUUGUAAUUUUACCCAAAAAACCCUGCUGGGACAGUAUGGUAUGGAAAAAUUACUCCUAGGGCUUUGCUGUUAAGUCAUUAAUCUGAUUGAUCAACCGUGGGACCCCAGGGAUUUUCUCUGCCAUGGUCUGAAUUACCCCAAAUUGGGACAUGCUGUUGGGUAUAAGACACGAGCUGAGCCGGGCCUAAAAAAAAAUAUAUCUUUACAUAUUCCUUGUCCUUUUCUUGAGCUGAGUUUGAGAGCAAUUCUGGGCCUUAACUAUAGUGAAUGAAAAAUUAUGUAUUUUAGUUUCCUGUAUAUUUUGCGUACUCAUACAUUAACAGGAAGAUUCCCUACUCCCACCUCCAUUCGUCCUCAUGGUGCAACAAAAAAAGACUGGCCUACUAAUUGGUUCAAUUAUGCUACUUGCCUUUUACUGAUUGGUUCAUUGUUUAAAAUCUUACAUUAAUCUAAUUAUUUCUAUUGGUGUAAUUACAAGAACAUAAAUACUGUGCUUUACUUUAAUGUAAGACUUAAUUCUAACGCGGGAUGGAGGCUUAAAAAUAGACACUCGCUAACUGCAGAAUAAGUAUAAAAUUGCAGCAGUUUUGUUAAGUUCUGCUCGUUGUAGUGUAAAAUUGCAGACCCUAUACAUCACGCUGCGAAGGCUGACACUUUCUGCCAUAACAAGGACACACUCACUAUAUUUAUUUGUAAUGCCCCAACAUAUUUCACACUGUUUUACACAUGUGCAAAACUCAAACUAGGCCUGAACUAAUGCUUAUAAAAAAAAAUCAUAAAGUUAAAUAAAAGAAAUUGAUUAUUUUACAUUAAAUAGCAAUGCAUUAUACAAUUCAGAGGCCUGGGCUGCCCCAGUUUUAGCAGAGCCCAACCUACUGACUGUUCUUAGGAGAUACCGUUAUGGGAGUAAUCAGCCUUCUAAGACUCAGUGCAGUUUAGAGUAUUCUCAGGACCCUAUAAUGAGUUACCAAAUAUGUUUCAAAUAGGGACUGCACACAUCCUAUCAGGUAAUACACUGGUAGUCCAGGCUCAGGGGAUGGCAAAUCCCCUAGAGUACUCCCCAAAAAAUGAAAGUCCAGGCACACAGAUUCUUUUAUAGUGCAGACAUUUUAUUGAAAUAAACAACAUCUUAACUGAAUAGCAAUAACCUGGACAUUCAUAAAUCCACUAAUGUAGAUAAAAUGAUUAAUCUUUAUAAUUGGGAUUUAGUUGCUUAAUAUCCUAUAGCUGGAUAGGUAGCUAGACAGCCAGUCAGACAGACAGGAUGAUAGAUCGACAGACAGAUUUACAUUCACAUGUGUUUAUACAUCUAUUUGUAGAAAAUUUCCUUUUUUUGGAUUUUAAUUGGUUGGUUUGAGAAUACCCAAAACAAAACAUAGUUUUACAGUUUUUUUUCAGUUACCCUUGCAGUGUUUAUUACAAACGGCCUAGUGAGGCUUAAAAUUUAGGAAUGGCUAUUGGAUGUUCUCCCCCUGAGUGUCAUUGGAGUCUCACGAAAUGUGCAGACAUCUCCAAUACUUAUUGCCUUAACCUACCCAGUCACAGCACUAACAUGGACUAUAAUGGUAUAUGUGAAUACGUUGCGCCAUCUAGUCAGGUAUUUCCCAAGCAUUCGUGAAAUCCUUUACUGUACUAGCCAUUCCUAUCUUUACUGGAGGGCGAUUCCAUGCAACAACUCCCCAGUGAAUUAUUUUAGCGCCUAGGGUUAUAAUGCACUUUUUUGCACUGUGACUCAGAGUCUUCUACCUCAUCAAUUAAUUCUUAUAUCUGCAUUCUCCCAAGUCAAUGAGGAGCAGAGAUCCUCUUAUUGCUACCGUGCACAGAGAUCAUGGUUCACAAAGGAUAUUGGUACAGGAGACCUAAUUAAGGUUUCCAGUACAUAAACGUGUCAUUCACUGCGAGAGGGUGACAAUGUAUGAUGAUGACUGGGGGAAACCUGUAUGAAUCACUAUGAAGUAAAAAGGAGCCACGCACAGGAAUAUUACAUAUUAAAAUUAAGUCACUUUGCUCUCAUUCUGAUUUUAACGUUAGCUUCUGUUAAAGACACUCCCUUCUCAAAUUUAAAAUAAAUAAAUUAAAUAAACUAAUUAAAAUCAUUAUUUAGUAGAUUUACCCCAAUGAAAACAUGUAUAUAUGUAAUUAUGUGUUGUUUGUUUUCAUUGGGAACGAUCUAAAACUAGCUUGCAAACUAGCUUGUCUGCAGAAUUUCCAAGCCCUCCCCUUCUAACCCCGCCCAGAUGUUCUGUGACUGUCCAAUCACAGACUUCCCAAUGCCGCUCAAUGAGGAGUCUUUGCAAGGCAGGUGUUCUGGGAAAUUGCUGACUCUUGAGUUUAGCUCCACUGAGCUAACCAAACCAGGAAGUAACAUGAACUGUUGCCUGAUUGGCAGCCAGGGGUGUGUAACAAGGUUAAUUUUAAAGGUGUCAAUUUCUAUUGAACCUUGCACCAUUUGUAGAUGGAAAAAGAGGGCACAUAAAGCAAUUCAGCAAGCUAAGGUGUUUGGAGUGAUCCUUUACGGAUGCCAGCUUUGACAGUAAUAAAAUGUCCUGACUUUUAAAUACACCAACAUAUCCAGGGUUGGAAAUGCUAAAGAUUUCAAUUGGAUUUAGUAAGUAGUUUAGUUGGGGCUUUUAUCAGUUUCCUAAUGGAAAUUGUAAACCUCUUUGUAACUUGAUCUUAUAAGUGUAUGAUAUUGACAAUUUACUGAAAGUUACCCAUCACUAUUUUUACAGAGAUGGACAUACUCUUUAUAUUGAUUUUAAUAUUGAUUCAAAUAUUACUAGCAUAGCUGACAGUGUCGUCAAUAAAACAUUUCUCUUCCUGAAAUAUAUUCUAGUCAUUAUAGCUAUUUUUAACUUUUUAACCAGAUGGUGAACACUAUUGUUACUUUUUGUAGAGAUUUCAUACCGAUUUAUGAAUUUCCCUUACGUCAGAUUUAAAUCAGAAAAAUUCUGUAGUAAUGAAGAAAAGGAGUGUGCACUCUCAGGGCUAUUCCAAACACCAUGACAACUUCAGUGACUUGAAGUGAUCUUGGUGCUUGGAGUCUGUGCAGCAUACCAAGUUUAACCCUUUGGCUGCUUGUUAACUACUUCACCUUUAGCAGCAUUGUAAGGCAUCACUAGCCAGCCCGGUACAAGAGUUCUGGACUGGCUAAUAUACAUUUUGUGCAAAUUUGCACUCACAGUGUGCCAUUCAUUGGCGUUGAGUGGUCAGCUGAUGCUUUCUUCCACUGGAUGGCGAUUGGAUUGGCUUUCGGCUGGAAGUACAUCACCGAGCAGGAGAGGAGACUAGGAGCGUGGCGUGACCCAGGUAAGAGGGCAAACUUUGCUAAACGGUUUGCCCCAUUACCGGAGAACCGAGCCAGAGUACUCCUGGCAUCAUAACAACUGCUACAGUAGGCUCUAUUAGUUUAGGUCUUGCACUAAAACUCCCACUACUUCUGGGCGGCAGAAAUGACUAGAGUACAUAUCAGCCCCAAUCUAUGGGGAAAAAAGCAAAGAAAAGAGUUACUUGCACACUUACUUGCAGGUUUUUAUUAUCACUCCAAUGGAAAUUUAAGUAUACGCUAACCUGCCACGUCAAGGCAAACCUUUUUUUUUUACCUAAAGCUGAAAGAAGCAAGGUGAAUUGUUAGUGUAGGACUCGCCUAAGAGGAUUGCCUUGACGUGGCAGGUGAGCUUACACUUAAAUGGCCAUUGGAGUGAUAAUAAAAACCUUUAGUUAUUUAAAUGUGCAAAGGUAUUUGGGAUAGUGUGCAAGUAACUCUUUUAUUUGGUUUCUAUUGGUUUAGGCCUCACCUGGGCCCCUUUCAAGUUCUUUAAAAAAUGUUCUCUACAUAUUGUAACGCAGUCAGCAUGGGAAGCUAGAUUUCCGUCUAACUAAUUUGGAUCAGUAAUAAGAGAUUUAUGGUAUUAGAUUUUUAUUUAUAGAAAAAUACUCUUACUCUUAAUCUUAUGUUAUAAUCCUGAAUUAAUAUUAAAUCAUCGUUAUGAAUGAUUCCAGAGGUCUUCCAAGCCAUUUCACAGAUUAUUAGGUUGGUGUCAUGCAGAGAUUCACUGAUUAUGCAUCAUUUCGUUUUUUUCUGGAUGUAUUAUUAUAUAAAUGUAACAUGACUAAAAGGUUUGGGACAUAAGUAGACCAGAAAUUCAGAUGCCAUCAAAUGGUUUUAGUCAACUGUUAAUGUCACGUUUAUUUGAUCAGAUAUGGAUGUUCUCACAUUUAGGUUGUCAAAUAUUAAUGCAUACCUCCAAACAUGUCAAAUGAAGAAAGUCAGUGGGACUGCAACCAGGGGCGAGGCUGUUCUGAGAUAUUUUAGGCUAUUUGCUUAUAAAAGUUUAUGCAACUAAAAUGUAAUUUGGAACAUGAACAAUGUAUCUUAUUUACACAGACUGAUUUCUAAACACAUUUAUUGUAGUUUAAAGACCCAUUACUGGGAGUAUUAUUGCUGUGGAGCUCUGUUAUACACUCAGACACAUUACUGGGAGUGUUAUUGCUGUGGAGCUCUGUUAUACACUCAGACACACCAAUAAUAUGGAGCUGCUAGAAAAGAGGGAGAUUAGGAUAGAGAAGAGGGACAGAGGGAUUUUGCCCAAAAUAAGGACUGUACCCCCUAAAUAGGGACGUUAUAAGAAUAUGAUGGAAAUAUGUUGGUGAGACCUGACAUUCAUUGUGUCUCCCUCUCCUCUUCCCUCCAGCAGAUAAUUAGCACCAUGGAGACCCAGGCCAGUAAUGGUCCAGGCAGUGCCGGGAUAUUGAACGGAACCAACGGAGCAGCUGAUGACAGCAAAACUAACCUGAUUGUUAACUACCUGCCACAGAACAUGACCCAGGAGGAAUUCAAGAGCCUGUUUGGCAGCAUUGGAGAUAUUGAGUCCUGCAAGUUGGUCAGAGACAAGAUCACAGGUACAACAAUUGUUUAAUAUUCCCUGCAUGCAGCACAGAUGGGGCAAGGAAAGGAAGACUGGGCAUGAAGGUCAGGGCAGAGUUAGAGCAAGGUUUUAUUUACUAAACAGUGAGUUGUGGUGGGUUAAAACUCCCAAACUCAGUCCGAGUUGGAGAUGUUUUUCCAUAUUUGAUAUGUUGUUCUGCAGGUAUAGCUAGGUGGUCAAUAACUCUUUGUUCAGUAAAUAACGCUCGAACAUGACAGCUUGGGUCCAUAACCUCCUUCCCCCAAUACUUUGGCACAAGAAACUAUAGAAAAUUGCAUGUGGGUUAAGGGCAUGGAUCACAGCUUUAUUAUUACCAUUAUCAAACCAUGAGUUCUAAAACUGGUCAGUGGUCACCUACCUACCACACUGGACCCAGAUAUUGUAUCGAAAGAAAGCCAACACACAGGGUGGCCACCAACUGAUUAUUCUCAAAACUCACCCCAAGCUGUAACAAAGUAAGAGAGAAGAAACAGAACUCAGAACAAUGAAGAAUAAUGAAAUAACCCACAAUUAGGGGCAGGUGGGCAGGGCAGAUAACUCUGUGCUUUGUUGUUGGGUAAAUGUUUUCUCUUGGCUCUUUAUAUAACUCGAAUCAAUAAUUAAACAAUACUAGCUUCCCAAUUGUCUUCCCCAGGUCAGAGUUUGGGAUACGGUUUCGUAAAUUAUGUGGACCCCAAUGAUGCGGACAAAGCCAUAAACACCCUGAAUGGACUGAAAUUACAGACAAAGACCAUCAAGGUGAGAACCCCAAACUUUAUUAUCAGGAGAAAUAUACUAAUAUUAAUGUAUGUACUGUAAUAAUAAUAAUAAUAAUUGGUAUUUAUAAAGCGCUAACUUAUUCUGCAGCGCUUUACAAUACUAAUAAUACUGAUAACACUGAUAAUGAACACACUGCGCUGUAUAAUGAUACUGAGUAUCUAUACACUGAUAAUGAACACACUGCGCUGUAUAAUAAUACUGAGUAUCUAUACACUGAUAAUGAAAACCCUGCCCUGUAUAAUAAUACUGAGUAUCUAUACACUGAUAAUGAACACACUGCGCUGUAUAAUAAUACUGAGUAUCUAUACACUGAUAAUGAACACACUGCGCUGUAUAAUAACACUGAGUAUCUAUACACUGAUAGUGAACACACUGCGCUGUAUAAUAAUACUGAGUAUCUAUACACUGAUAAUGAACACACUUUCAUUUUAGCUAUGUGAUGCUGAGUAUCUAUACAUGGUGUGGAACACACUGCGGCUGUAUAAUAAUGCAGUAUCUAUACACUGAUAAUAUAAACACACUGCACUGUAUAAUGAUACACAGGUAUAUACACUGAUAAUAAACACACUAAGCGCAUAUAAUAUACUGAGUAUAUACACUGAUAAUGAACACACUGCAGCUGUAUAGGCAGUACUGAGUAUCUAUACACUGAUAUGAACACACUAAGCUGUAUAAUGAUGCACUGAGUAUCUAUACACUGAUAAUGAACACACUGCGCUGUAUAAUAAUACUGAGUAUCUAUACACUGAUAAUGAACACACUGCGCUGUAUAAUAAUACUGAGUAUCUAUACACUGAUAAUGAACACACUGCACUGUAUAAUGAUACUGAGUAUCUGUACACUGAUAAUGAACACACUGCACGGUAUAAUAAUACUGAGUAUCUAUACACUGAUAAUGAACACACUGCACUGUAUAAUAAUACUGAGUAUCUAUAAGCUGAUAAUGAACACACUGCGCUGUAUAAUAAUACUGAGUAUCUAUACACUGAUAUUGAACACACUGCGCUGUAUAAUAAUACUGAGUAUCUAUACACUGAUAAUGAACACACUGCACUGUAUAAUAAUACUGAGUAUCUAUACACUGAUAAUGAACACACUGCGCUGUAUAAUAAUACUGAGUAUCUAUACUCUGAUAAUGAACACACUGCACCGUAUAAUAAUACUGAGUAUCUAUACACUGAUAAUGAACACACUGCGCUGUAUAAUGAUACUGAGUAUCCAUACACUGAUAAUGAACACACUGCACUGUAUAAUAAUACUGAGUAUCUAUACACUGCUAAUGAACACACCGCGCUGUAUAAUAAUACUGAGUAUCUAUACAGUGAUAAUGAACACACUGCGCUGUAUAAUAAUACUGAGUAUCUAUACACUGAUAAUGAACACACUGCGCUGUAUAAUGAUGCUGAGUAUCUAUACACUGAUAAUGAACACACUGCGCUGUAUAAUAAUACUGAGUAUCUAUACACUGAUAAUGAACACACUGUAUAAUAAUACUGAGUAUCUAUACACUGAUAAUGAACACACUGUAUAAUAAUACUGAGUAUCUAUACACUGAUAAUGAACACACUGCGCUGUAUAAUAAUACUGAGUAUCUAUACACUGAUAAUGAACACACCGCGCUGUAUAAUGAUACUGAGUAUCUAUACACUGAUAAUGAACACACUGCGCUGUAUAAUAAUACUGAGUAUCUAUACACUGAUAAUGAACACACUGUAUAAUAAUACUGAGUAUCUAUACAGUGAUAAUGAACACACUGCACUGUAUAAUAAUAUUGAGUAUCUAUACACUGAUAAUGAACACACUGCACUUUAUAAUAAUACUGAGUAUCUAUACAUGACCACGCUGUAUAAUAAUGCUGAGUAUCUAUACACUGAUAAUGAACACACUGCACUGUAUAAUAAUACUGAGUAUCUAUACACUGCUAAUGAACACACCGCGCUGUAUAAUAAUACUGAGUAUCUAUACAGUGAUAAUGAACACACUGCGCUGUAUAAUAAUACUGAGUAUCUAUACACUGAUAAUGAACACACUGCGCUGUAUAAUAAUACUGAAUAUCUAUACACUGAUAAUGAACACACUGUGCUGUAUAAUGUUAGUGAGUAUCUAUACACUGAUAAUAAACACACUGCGCUGUAUAAUAAUACUAAGUAACUAUACACUGAUAAUGAACACACUGCGCUGUAUAAUGUUAGUGAGUAUCCAUACACUGAUAAUAAAAACACUGCGCUGUAUAAAAAUACUGAGUAUCUAUACACUGAUAAUAAACAAACUACGCUGUAUAAUAAUACUAAGUAACUAUACACUGAUAAUAAACACACUGCGCUGUAUAAUAAUACUGAAUAUCUAUACACUGAUAAUGAACACACUGUGCUGUAUAAUGUUAGUGAGUAUCCAUACACUGAUAAUAAAAACACUGCGCUGUAUAAUAAUACAGAGUAUAUAUACACUGAUAAUAAACACUGCGCUGUAUAAUAAUACUAAGUAACUAUACACUGAUAAUGAACACACUGCGCUGUAUAAUGUUAGUGAGUAUCCAUACACUGAUAAUAAAAACACUGCGCUGUAUAAAAAUACUGAGUAUCUAUACACUGAUAAUAAACACACUGCGCUGUAUAAUAAUACUGAGUAUCUAUACACUGAUAAUGAACACACUGCACUGUAUAAUAAUACUGAGUAUCUAUACACUGAUAAUGAACACACUGCGCUGUAUAAUGAUCCUGAGUAUUUAUACACUGAUAAUGAACACACUGUGCUGUAUAAUAAUACUGAGAAUCUAUACACUGAUAAUGAACACACUGCGCUGUAUAAUAAUACUGAAUAUCUAUACACUGAUAAUGAACACACUGCGCUGUAUAAUGUUAGUGAGUAUCCAUACACUGAUAAUAAAAACACUGCGCUGUAUAAUAAUACUGAGUAUCUAUACACUGAUAAUGAACACACUGCGCUGUAUAAUAAUACUAAGUAACUAUACACUGAUAAUGAACACACUGCGCUGUAUAAUGUUAGUGAGUAUCCAUACACUGAUAAUAAAAACACUGCGCUGUAUAAAAAUAUUGAGUAUCUAUACACUGAUAAUAAACACACUACGCUGUAUAAUAAUACUGAGUAUCUAUACACUGAUAAUGAACACACUGCGCUGUAUAAUAAUACUGAGUAUCUAUACACUGAUAAUGAACACACUGCACUGUAUAAUAAUACUGAGUAUCUAUACACUGAUAAUGAACACACUGCGCUGUAUAAUAAUACUGAGUAUCUAUACAGCUGAUAAUGAACACACUGCGCUGUAUAAUAAUACUGAGUAUCUAUACACUGAUAAUGAACACACUGCACUGUAUAAUAAUACUGAGUAUCUAUACACUGACAAUGAACACACUGCACUGUAUAAUAAUACUGAGUAUCUAUACACUGAUAAUGAACACACUGCGCUGUAUAAUAAUAAUACUGAGUAUCUAUACACUGAUAAUGAACACACUGCGCUGUAUGAUAAUACCGAGUAUCUAUACACUGAUAAUGAACACAGUUCGCUGUAUAAUGAUACUGAGUAUCUAUAAGCUGAUAAUGAACCCACUGCUCUGUAUAAUAAUACUGAGUAUCUAUACACUGAUAAUGAACACACUGCACUGUAUAAUAAUACUGAGUAUCUAUACACUGACAAUGAACACACUGCACUGUAUAAUAAUACUGAGUAUCUAUACACUGAUAAUGAACCCACUGCUCUGUAUAAUAAUACUGAGUAUCUAUACACUGAUAAUGAACACACUGCACUGUAUAAUAAUACUGAGUAUCUAUACACUGACAAUGAACACACUGCACUGUAUAAUAAUACUGAGUAUCUAUACACUGAUAAUGAACACACUGCGCUGUAUAAUAAUACUGAGUAUCUAUACACUGAUAAUGAACACACUGCACUGUAUAAUAAUACUGAGUAUCUAUACUCUGAUAAUGAACACACUGCACUGCAUAAUAAUACUGAGUAUCUAUACACUGAUAAUGAACACGCUGCGCUGUAUAAUGAUACUGAGUAUCUAUACACUGAUAAUGAACACGCUGCGCUGUAUAAUAAUAUGAUCUAUACACUGAUAAUGAACACACUGCACUGUAUAAUACUGAGUAUCUAUACACUGAUAAUGAACACACUGCGCUGUAUAAUAAUAAUACUGAGUAUCUAUACACUGAUAAUGAACACACUGCGCUGUAUGAUAAUACCGAGUAUCUAUACACUGAUAAUGAACACAGUUCGCUGUAUAAUGAUACUGAGUAUCUAUAAGCUGAUAAUGAACCCACUGCUCUGUAUAAUAAUACUGAGUAUCUAUACACUGAUAAUGAACACACUGCACUGUAUAAUAAUACUGAGUAUCUAUACACUGACAAUGAACACACUGCACUGUAUAAUAAUACUGAGUAUCUAUACACUGAUAAUGAACACACUGCGCUGUAUAAUAAUACUGAGUAUCUAUACACUGAUAAUGAACACACUGCGCUGUAUAAUAAUACUGAGUAUCUAUACACUGAUAAUGAACACACUGCACUGUAUAAUAAUACUGAGUAUCUAUACACUGAUAAUGAACACACUGCGCUGUAUAAUAAUAAUACUGAGUAUCUAUACACUGAUAAUGAACACACUGCGCUGUAUAAUAAUACUGAGUAUCUAUACACUGAUAAUGAACACGCUGUAUAAUAAUACUGAGUAUCUAUACACUGAUAAUGAACACACUGCACUGUAUAAUAAUACUGAGUAUCUAUACACUGAUAAUGAACACACUGCGCUGUAUAAUGAUACUGAGUAUCUAUACACUGAUAAUGAACACACUGCGCUGUAUAAUAAUACUGAGUAUCUAUACACUGAUAAUGAACCCACUGCUCUGUAUAAUAAUACUGAGUAUCUAUACACUGAUAAUGAACACACUGCACUGUAUAAUAAUACUGAGUAUCUAUACACUGAUAAUGAACACACUGCGCUGUAUAAUGAUACUGAGUAUCUAUACACUGAUAAUGAACACACUGCGCUGUAUAAUAAUACUGAGUAUCUAUACACUGAUAAUGAACCCACUGCUCUGUAUAAUAAUACUGAGUAUCUAUACACUGAUAAUGAACACAAUGCGCUGUAUAAUAAUACUGAGUAUCUAUACACUGAUAAUGAACACACUGCGCUGUAUAAUAAUACUGAGUAUCUAUACACUGAUAAUGAACCCACUGCUCUGUAUAAUAAUACUGAGUAUCUAUACACUGAUAAUGAACUCACUGCGCUGUAUAAUAAUACUGAGUAUCUAUACACUGAUAAUGAACCCACUGCUCUGUAUAAUAAUACUGAGUAUCUAUACACUGAUAAUGCACACACUGCACUGUAUAAUAAUACUGAGUAUCUAUACACUGAUAAUGAACACACUGCGCUGUAUAACAAUAAUAAUAAUAAUAAUAAUUAGUAGUAAUAGAACAUGUUCGAGGUGCUUUCCACAAUCAUAUAUGUAAGAAUAUGGCUGCUAACAGGUGACAAUGACUGGUUCAGUGUUAAAUCUCUCUAUAACUUGGCUCGAUGUUGAGGUGUGCUAUCCCUGGUGAACGCCGUAUAUUUUAGCAGAAUAAUUUUAGGAAUGCAAAUUGGGUGGGCUACAUUGAUUUUAACAGAUUGUGCUCCUUACACACAGAAAUCCUAUACCUCCCCCACUGACAGGAGCUAGAGCUGACAGAUGCCCUAAAAAACAUAUACCCUCCAAGGGUCACUUCAUAGCGGAGGCAGCAGGUCACUGGCAGAGAGAAGGGGGUAUAUUCUGUUUUGGUUUCUUUUGUUAUAUAAAUGCAUGCCCUUUGGGAAGAAGGAUAAGAGGAAUAGGAUGGGCGGGGGGAGCUUGAAACAAAAGCACUCAGCCAUCUGUCCUCUCUAUGGCUAAUUAUGGGGUAUUUUCCCUGGAGAGUAAAAGUGGCAGAGGAUAGGAAGGCAGCUGCUGUUAUUAAAUCUCAAAUCAGGGUCACACAAUGGAAAGUUAAAGGCUAAGGCGACUAAAAGACUAAUGUGACCUAAUCUCAGAUACUGGUCUAACAGGACUUUCCAGAGUCUAUCCCUCUCUUACAAUCGUAAAGCUUACUAUCUAACAUCUAUCACGAAAAGAGAAAUGAUUCAUCUGAAUAAUCUGUUUAAUUAAAUGGUCAGUCCCCCAGGGGAGCACAGUGACCUAAUAACAGUGACAUUUUAAUGGGUUAGAGGCUAGCCCUAGUGGGGAGCACAGUGACCUAAUGACAGUGACAUAUUUAAUGGGUUAAAGGGCCAGCCUUCCUGGAGUGUGCAGUGACCUAAUGACGGUGACAUAUUUAAUGGGUUAAAGGGCCAGCCUUCCUGGAGAGUGCAGUGACCUAAUGACGGUGACAUAUUUAAUGGGUUAAAGGGCCAGCCUUACUGGAGAGUUCAGUGACCUAAUGAUGGUGACAUAUUUAAUGGUUUAAAGGUCCCAUCCCACUGGAGAGUGCAGUGACCUUAUGAAAGUAAAAAGGCUUCAAAGGACAGUCCCACUUGGUAAACAAACUGACCAAUGACAGAGAAAUGUUUAACUAGGAAAAGGGUCAGUUCGACUGGUGAGCACAGUGACAUAAUCACAGUGAUGUUUGCUUGUUAAACAGUGAUUUACUUGAACCAGAAAAACUUUUUUUUUUGUUAUUUAAACUAAAAUACCCAAAUUGCAAACAUACCCACAACCCACCUCUUACCCAAGCCUAGCUAUUCUGGCCUAUAUGUAGCCAUUUUUGAUUUAAUUAAAAAAUUGUUUUGUGAAUUAAAGAUUUCCAGCAACGAAUUUGGGGAGACAGUAUUAUAAAAUUAUAAAAAGAUAUACAGCCUCAAAGUGUGUAUUGCUCGCAAGGCAUCACUGAAUUGAAUUAAGAAUUUGGCGACCAGAAUUACUUUUUUUUUUAAAUUAAUUGAUUCUCACGCGUCUUUGUAAUGGAAAAUGCUGAUUUAAGCUCAGUAUCACUAGGUUGGAAUGCUGCACAGUGAUAGAAUGCUGCAUGACUAUAUAACAGAGCAACGUAUUGCGUGUGCAGGGAGAGAGCGUGCUGUGGGUUUGACUGCACAGUCCAUUUAUUUAAUGGCACUGCACCUGCACUGCAGCUAUUCUAUAUCAAGCAAGCAUGCCUGACGUCCUUUAUGAUGAUUUAACCCAGCCUCCCUGCCCCAUCAGUCAUUUUGCAUGUAUUGCAGCUGAAUCACAUCCUCUGAAACAAAUGUAACUUAUCAUGCAAAAGAAAUGCAGAUCCUGGCUUGGUGGAAGUUAUUACGCUGCUAUAUAAAAGAAUCAUGACUCGAAAAAAAUUAUUUUUACUCAUUCAAAAAUGUACAUUUGUAGUGUUGUACAUUCAUUUUAAGUUUUUUUUUAUUAUUAUUAACUAGCAGAAAGUUCUUCAUGAAAUAUGUAUCGCAUUUCUGCAUUUUUUUUUUAAUUCUUAUUUUUGUUUAGCAUCGUUGGUAAUAAAUGGGUAUUUCUAAAAAUGCAAUAUCAGCAGAUUUUCUGACUUCAGCGUGCAUUUCGCCAGUGUUAGUGUGACUAGAUAAACAAAUUAAUGUCAGGCUGUUUUUGUAUAAAAUGUAAAACAAGACUGCAUUCUUAUAAAUGUUACGCUAUAGCGUUUCUCUUGAUAAUGGGGUUUAUUUAUGAAGAAAGAAAAAAAAGAAGAGAGAGAGAGUGUGUGUGUGUGAUAGAGAGAGAGAGAGAGUGUGUGUGUGUGUGUGUGUGUGUGAUAGAGAGAGUGUGUGUGUGUGUGUGAUAGAGAGAGAGAGUGUGUGUGUGUGUGUGUGUGUGUGUGUGUGUGUGUGUGUGUGUGAUAGAGAGAGAGAGGUGUGUGAGAGAGAGAGUGUGUGUGUGAUAGAGAGAGAGAGGUGUGUCUGUGUGUGUGAUAGAGAGAGAGAGAGAGUGUGUGUGUGUGUGUGUGAUAGAGAGAGAGAGAGAGUGUGUGUGUGUCUGUGUGUGUGUGAUAGAGAGAGAGAGAGAGAGAGAUAUCAGGGAAAUCAAUUUAAAAAAAAGAAGCUUGCUAAGAGUAAUAACAUUAUUUUAUACUUUGUCUUCUCUUGUAGAGAACUAGGGAAAUAGUUGUGUUUGAGAUUUUCUUUCUUCAAUUUGUCUGAUCUGAUCUAAAAUAUGCAAAUUAAUCCCCACCGCCCAGCAGCGGCGGCAAUGACAGUCACACUAUCAUACAUGGUGGGAAAUGGCUGAAAGCCUUCACCCUCCUUAUAUUUAGUAUGCCUCUGUCAUGGCAGAUAUUGUGGGCCUGCGCUGUCUGUGGUACUGAACCAGAUCCUCUGUUGAAAAUAGUGAGACAUUUCUUGCAGGCAGUGAUAAGGAGAGAAAGGCAGACAUUUCCUUUCAUGUAACAGGAAAAUCUGGGCUUUUGAGUCCCAGAUGGGUGAACAAUAAACAAUUAAUACGAUGUCCAUGGGCUCCACGUUCGACAAGAAGAAAGAUUCAAUAUGUAUUUUUGCAGACUAAUACAGCCACUUGCAGUAUUUUUUAAUGCUGAAAACUGCAGAGUGUUUAAAAUGUAAAAUAAAAGGCAUGUAGACACUUAAAGACAUUGUGCUAAUCACCACAAUUUAGACAAUGCUUUUAUAAAAAUAAACAAAUGAAAAGAAUAAAAUUGGGAAUAAAUUAGAAAAGAAACUCACAUCAGAAGACUCAUGCCUGUCUCUCUGCCCGCCUUCCUGUCUCUCUGCAUUCCUGUCUGUCUCUCUGCCUUCCUGUAUGUCUGUUUGUCUGUCUCUCUGUCUGCCCGCCUGCCUUCCUGUCUGUCUCUCUGCCUGUCUGUCUCUCUGCCUGCCUGUCAAUCCAUCUCUUUGCCUUCCUGUCUAUCUGUCUGUCUGUCUGUCUCUCUGUCUGUCUGUCUCUUUGUCUGUCUGUCUGCCUGCUUGUCUAUCUCUUUGCCUUUCUGUCUGUCUGUCUAUCUAUCUAUCUCCACCUACAAUGCCCUCCACUAAUAUUGACACCCUUGGUAAAUAUGACCAAAGAAGGCUGUGAAAAUGUGUGCUUAUUUUUUAACCUUUCCAUCUGUUGUUCAAAAACAUACACACAAAUACUCUGCUCUCAUUGUAAACACAACACAGGUUUAUAUAUGUGUGGCACACUUAUUGGCACCCCUAUGAAUUCAUAUGAGAAUAUUAAUCUGAAGUAUAUUCCCAUUGAUAUUUUACAAUUUCUUUUAGUACAUCUGGGGGUCUAGGAACGGAUAAUUGUUCAACCAUGACUUCAUGUUUUACAUGGGGAAUAAAUAUGAGGUAACACAAAGGCCAAAUUCCUUUAGUUAUUACAAGUGGGUAGGACCAAGGAAUAUAGCUCUGAUGUGCAGCAAAAGGUUGUUGUGCUUCACAAAAUGGAAAGUGGCUAUACAACUAUAUUGGCAAUAAGUAAGAAGCCCAAUCAGCUGGAAAUGUUGUGAAUCAACCUGGAAGAGGACGAUGGUCUAUAUUGUCUCAACGCACUGUGAAGAGGAUGGUUCAAGCGGCCAAAAAAUCUCCAAGGAUCACAGCUGGAGAAUUUCAAAAGUUAGUUGCGCAUUGGGGUCAGAAAGUCUCCAAAACUACAAUCUGAUGCAACCGAAUUGCGUAACGCCAUCACCACAAGCUGUUUAAAAGGGUGUAAAGGAAAAAGCCUCUAUUCUUAUAAAAAAAAAAAUUAAGUCUUCAGUUUGCCAGACACUACUGAAACUUCAAAUGGGAUGGGGUCCUAUGGUAAGAUGAAACCAAAAUGGAGCCUUUUGGCAAUAAACACCAGAGGUGUGUUUGGCGCACACAGAGAGCUAGCCAUAUGGAAAAGUACUUCUUGCCCACGGUUAGAUAUGGUGGUGGCUCUUUAUUGGUUUGGGACAGUUUUCUGCCAGAGGACCUAUACAUUUUAUUAGGAUACAUGACAUCAGGGACUCCAUCAAAUAUCAACAAAUAUUAAAUGAACACCUGAUUACUUCUGCCGGAAAGCUGAAAGUGGGCCGUGGUUGGGUCCGAAAUAUACAUCAAAAUCAACACAAAAAUGGUUUACUGACCACAAAAUCAAAGUCUUGCCAUGGCCAUCCCAGUCCCCUUGACUUUAACCCCAUAGAAAGCCUGUGGGGUGAACUGAAGAGGAGAGUCCACCAGCGUUGACCUCCAAAUUUGAAGGAUCUGGAGAGAUUCUGUAUGGAGGAAUGGUCUCAGAUUCCUUGCCAUGUAUUCUCCAACCUCAUUAGGCAUUAUAAGAGAAGACUCAGAGCGGUUAUCUUGGCAAAGGGAGGUAGCACAAAUUACUGACUAAAAGGGUGCCAAUAAUUGUCCCACACAUAUAUUUAACAAUUUUUAAAAAAAUUUUUUUUAAUUCUUUGAUAUCCAUGAGAGCAGAGUAUUUUUAUGUAUUUUUUGAACAAAAGAUCAAAAGGUUAAGCAACAAGUACAUUUUUUCACAGCCUUUUUGACCAUAUUUACCAAGGGUAACAAUAUUAGUGGAAGGCACUGUAUUUGUCAAGCAUCCUGUCUGUCUGCCAAUUCCCCAAUGUAAUGUAAAUGGCGUAUAAUACUGUUGUGCAAAUGAGUUUUAAUAGGAUAAAGGAGCUGUUUUAAGUGGUGCUUUUGCAUAUUAAUUUCUUCAUUUGGGCUUACAUGUUUUACCAGGAAGACAAAUUCUAUAAAACUGGAAUCUUAAGGCGUGAUAUAACGACUGGCUGCUUUAGUAGUAUCUAUAGGGAGUAUCAGGCCCAGCUUUUAAACGCUGCAUUGAAAACCCUAAAUAACUGUAAUAAUAUUAGUGAAAAUAUUAAUUAAUUAAUAGCUACGGUUUCCUGAUUAUUAGGAGUUUGUUGCAUCAGAUGAUAUGUGACCUGCCUUAAUGAUGUGCGUUGAGGCUGCAUAGGCUCAUGGGAAAUUCCCUAGAGAGGUCUGCACAAUACACUGGCAGCAGAUGCCCUGCGCAUGAUAAACAAUCCAUUAUCCCCAGGGAUAAACAAAAGAGCAGUUUAACCCCUUCACUGCCACACAGGAAAUGGUUUCAUAUGUUAUUAUGAUAUGAAGAUUCUAUCUUCACAUUACUUUGCUUAAUGAUACUGUCCCUCUAACCAGGGAUGUUUUAAACCCCUUUAUGAAGGAUCAUCAUGAGACAAUGGGAUUUGCUUAACCUCUUCUGAUGAAGGUGUUAAGAAGUAGUGAUUUUUCUGCAACCCUCUACAUUAUCCUUCCAAUUCUCAGGAGUGUUAGUAUUCUUUGCUUAUCUACCAUAUUUAGUCAUUAUGUGUUUGGCAGGUCUUUAAAAAUUAACGUGAAAUUUAUUAAAUAAAAACUAUUGUAUUUACUGCUAUCCUUGAACUUAGAGCCAUCCUGUCAGUCAUACCAUUUGCACCUGUCAGUCAAAUUAGACAAAGGAGUAGAAACACAAUGUUGCACUAUGCACUGUAUGUCUUCGCUAUGCCAGGACUGAACUGGGUUGUGAUUUCACUUGCUUAAUGUUUAAUAAACAUUUACAAGAAAAUGCAGCAUCACAGGACAAAAAAAAUUGUUAACACAAUUAUGGGCGAUUUUCAGUGUUUUAUUCUAUAGUUUCAUUUCCAGGAAAGUGACGGUGGAUCUGAAUCAUCUACAAAUGUGGACUCACUAUAGAAAUAGCAGUUCAAAAUGUCAAGUAUUAUUAUAGCAAUGAUGCAACAGUGCUAUAGUCACAACAGUGCCUGUUAAAAUGUUGGGCGUUGUUAGAGCAGGGUGGCCCUCUAGUGGACAAUGUAGGCUGCUGUGUAGGCUGGAACCUGUUAUCUCACUGUUACAUUUUUGUUACUAAGUGUCAUUGUUCUUAUUAUCAAUGAAACAUGACAAUGAACGCCAUUCAAUUCUAUACACAGUGCCAGUAACAUUGACAAUGUAUAGAUUAAAUAUUAGUUUAAAUGUUAGUUUGGAUUCAGGUAGCUGCUGUUGGCUAAGCACAUUUCUGAGGGUUUAUUCAUUAAACCCCACAUAUUACUAUAACCAAGUAGUGACUAUAUGUGAAUUGGAUAAUUAUUUCCCAAAUCAGCAGGUUUUGCCUAUGUUGUAGUAUUCAGCCCCAUCUAUGUACUGCCACAAUGCCAAGGGUGUGCUCCUGUGCAAGGGAUUCUGGGAGUUAAAGGUCUCAUUAUAUAAUGUUGUGCUUUACAUUUGUAAUUGCUCAGCAACAAUCUAACUGGUACCUUUUCUAAAAUAUGUUUCAAAUCCCAUUUUAUACAGUAAUAAAUUUAAGAAUGUAUGUGUUUAAAUGUAUAUAGAAGCUAAUAUGGUGAUAUUCUCUCUCCUGUUUACACAGGUAUCAUACGCCCGCCCAAGCUCAGCCUCUAUACGAGAUGCCAACCUAUACGUCAGCAGCCUCCCAAAAACCAUGAACCAGAAAGAGAUGGAACAGCUUUUCUCUCAAUACGGGAGAAUUAUCACAUCUCGUAUACUGGUGGAUCAAGUCACAGGUAUAUAAUAUACAGUAUCCCUUCACUCAAGUGCCUUAAUACCUUAUAACUUCUUAUUACAGUAACCCGGCUCCCGAGUGCCUUAUUACCCCGUAACAUCUUAUUACAGUAACCCGGCUCCUGAAUGCCUUAUUACCCUGUAUCAUCUUAUUACAGUAACCCGGCUCCUGAGUGCCUUAUUACCCUGUAACAUCUUAUUACAGUAACCCGGCUCCUGAAUGCCUUAUUACCCUGUAUCAUCUUAUUACAGUAACCCGGCUCCUGAGUGCCUUAUUACCCUGUAACAUCUUAUUACAGUAGCCCGGCUCCUGAGUGCCUUAUUACCCCGUAACAUCUUAUUACAGUUACCCGGCUCCUGAGUGCCUUAUUACCCCGUAACACCUUAUUACAGUAACCUGGCUCCUGAGUGCCUUAUUACCCUGUAACAUCUUAUUACAGUAACCCGGCUCCUGAGUGCCUUAUUACCCUGUAACAUCUUAUUACAGUAACCCGGCUCCUGAGUGCCUUAUUACCCUGUAACAUCUUAUUACAGUAACCAGGCUCCUGAGUGCCUUAUUACCCUGUAACAUCUUAUUACAGUAACCCGGCUCCUGAGUGCCUUAUUACCCUGUAACAUCUUAUUAGUAACCUGGCUCAUGAGUGCCUUAUUACCUGUAACAUCUUAUUACAGUAACCGGCUCCUGAGUGCCUUAUUACCCUGUAACAUCUUAUUACAGUAACCCGGCUCCUGAGUGCCUUAUUACCCUGUAACACCUUAUUACAGUAACCUGGCUCCUGAGUGCCUUAUUACCCUGUAACAUCUUAUUACAGUAACCCGGCUCUGAGUGCCUUAUUACCCUGUAACAUCUUAUUACAGUAACCCGGCUCCUGUAGUCCUGAGUGCCUUAUUACCCUGUAACAUCUUAUUACAGUAACCCGGCUCCUGAGUGCCUUAUUACCUUGUAACUCUUAUUACAGUAACCGGCUCUGAGUCUUAUUACCCUGUAGUAACCCGGCUCCUGAGUGCCUUAUUACCCUGUAACAUCUUAUUACAGUAACCCGGCUCCUGAGUGCCUUAUUACCCUGUAACAUCUUAUUACAGUAACCAGGCUCCUGAGUGCCUUAUUACCCUGUAACAUCUUAUUACAGUAACCCGGCUCCUGAGUGCCUUAUUACCCUGUAACAUCUUAUUACAGUAACCCGGCUCCUGAGUGCCUUAUUACCCUGUAACAUCUUAUUACAGUAACCUGGCUCCUGAGUGCCUUAUUACCCUGUAACAUCUUAUUACAGUAACCCGGCUCCUGAGUGCCUUGUUACCCUGUAACAUCUUAUUACAGUAACCCAGCUCCUGAGUGCCUUAUUACCCUGUAACAUCUUAUUACAGUAACCCUGGCUCCUGAGUGCCUUAUUACCCUGUAACAUUUUAUUACAGUAACCCAGCUCCUGAGUGCCUUAUUACCCCGUAACAUCUAAUUACAGUAACCCAGCUCCUGAGCGCCUUAUUACCACGUAACAUCUUAUUACAGUAACCCAGCUCCUGAGUGCGUUAUUACACUGUAACAUUUUAUGACAAUUGAAGUAAUCAUAAAUUUUAUUGUUGUGGCUCUACUGUGUUUUUUGUUUUUGCCUUUUUUAGGUGUCUCCAGGGGUGUAGGUUUUAUACGGUUUGAUAAAAGGAUAGAAGCAGAAGAGGCUAUUAAGGGCCUGAAUGGACAGAAGCCUCUUGGUGCCAGUGAACCAAUUACAGUGAAAUUUGCCAACAAUCCCAGCCAGAAAACAGGACAGGCUCUGCUCACCCACCUGUACCAGACAACAGCCAGGAGGUACACAGGACCCCUGCACCAUCAGACACAGAGAUUCAGGUAAGCAGAUUCCCCAGUAAUCAUUACUAUCCCACUAUCCAUAUGCCAUUGUCUCUUACUAUCCAUAGGCCAUGCACAUCAAGCCAUUUACAUCAAAAUAACGCUAUUGUCUUUCACUCGGAAUGCUCGAAUCCACCCAUCCAGUGUUGCCACCCAUCUCCUGCAUGCUGUCUGUAAAUAAUAAUUCCUGUCUCCUACUACUUUGUGUCUACUGCCAGUUACUGUCUAUACCCCUCCUGUAUUAUUGCCAUGCACCCCCAUCCUUUAAUACAGCUAAAUCACCACCUGAUACUCCCUAUGUACCUCUAGACUAUAGUAUCACCUAGAUCCCAUCCUGUUAGUCCCUUCCAUCCCCCAUCCAUUUACAUUUAGUAUAAUCCAUCCUUUAUUACUGGCUAUUUCCCCAUCUGGUCACUGUCUAUAUUAUUGCCUAUAGCCCCCUGUCCUGUUAUUAUUUCUGAACCCCCAUUCUACAUUACCACCUUUACCCUUCCGGAAUUCCUCCUGUAUAUCUCCUAUAAUGUUACUGCUUACACCUCCUCCAUAUCAUGCUCUCGAUUUACCUACGUCUUACAUUGCUCUCUAUAUCCCCUCUUAUGUUACUCUCCAUCCUUUACAUCACUUUCUAUAGCUUUUGAAUCUUACUUCCCUUGUAGUCCCCUCUUGUAUUACAUAAACAUAUUGCAUAAACCCAUUAUUGUCACUUCCCAGCUACCAAUAUUCUAUUAUAUUAUUGUCUAUGCACCUCUAUAAUCCUACUCUCCAUUACUUCGUAUUAUAUUCCCAUAUCUAGCCACACCGUGCAUUACUAUUUACAUCUACCCUUUAUAUUUCGACCUUCGGAACCCCCAUUUAUAAUUUCUAUUUACAACCUAUUGUUACGCUGCUUGUGUUACUCAUGUUAUUCCUGUGCUAGACCCUGCAUUACUGUCGACAUUGCCUCUUCAUUGUUACUACUUAUCUACUACUGCCUAUACACCCUCCCCCAUUCAGUUACCCCCACCCAUUCUAAGUUUUUGCCUCUUUUUCUAUUUAAUUUUGAUAUUAUCUACUCUAGAUUAUUUUUAGCUGUGUCAUACAUACUGUAUUGUCUACUCAUGCUUGUACUUUUCACCAGUGCUUCUCAAAUGCUGUCUCCAGCCAUGAGGCUUGCUAGAUAGUGCUCAUCUUAUUCUCAUCUCAUUCCAUCCUGUACAUAUCUGCCAACUGAAUACGCCACCCAUAGGACCGCUAGUUAAAAUAUAGAAUACAAAGAAUGAACGCUUACAUUGCCUUAUUCACUAUUCAAGCAUUGCUCACCUAUAAUACCCUUCUCUUAACUCCUACCGACAUACUGCUUACCCUGUCCUCCUCUCCCUUCUUUGCCUACUCCUGCUGCCUGCAGCACCCCUUCGGCCUCCUAUACAAGGUAAGGGCAUAUUUCACUGCCCCGUGAUACAUUUAAUGCUUGAAUACCUAAUUUCAUAGCCUUUUUUAUGUAAGAAAAUUAUAUACAUCUCUAACAUAAAAUUAGCUAAAUAUGUUGACCACAAAAUGAAUUGGGGAUAUUCAGGGUACCACCUCGAGGGUGGCUGUGAGUGCGUGACAAGAGUAUGUGUUGCAUGUCUAUGUAAAGAGAGACUGUCAUGAAAUCUCUGACUUUUACCCAAAAAUCACUGACUAAUGACCAUAAUGAGGCAUAACGAGGGUUACUUUUUAAUGGUAAGAUGGAUUUCAAUAAACUUAUGUACAUAUCAGUAUCUUUAGAUGUGUGCACACACGUGUGUGUAGAUAUGUAUGUGUGUGUAUAUCAGUGAUGGGACCCUCCUGCACCUCUGUAAUUUGGCUGUUUCUGUUGUCUACUGCUAGAGAGACAAAGAUCAUCUGUGUCUUUAACGUCACUUCCCUGUGGGAAGAUCGGGGUCUUUUUUGGGGGGGAUACACAGAACCAAUGAUCCCCUUAAGACAUUAAUCUCCUACUCAUAUGAACCAAUCAAGUAAUUAUUUCAAUGCUAUUCAGACCAUCAAUGGAUUGGUUGACGAUGUAUUGCAUUGACAUUUGAUUGGCUAAUUUCAGUAUCGGACCAUGUGGAACUUUAUUCACAUGGGGUUUGGGUUUACUAAGGUUAAAGGGUUUAUUUGCCUGUUUAUUUUUGUAUCCUCAUUUCCUAGUUAAAUUCCUAAAUUCCUAAUUUCCUUAAUGGUUAAAUACCUAAAUAGAAACAAUAAAAGAAAAAUGUUAAUGGAUUAAUCUCUCAAUUAAUAACUUUAAACACCCCUACAGCUUGCUCUCCCUGAAUCAAUAUAGCAGUGGUUUCCAAACCAUUCCUCAAGGCAUGCCUAACAGCCCAGGAUUCAGGUAUUACCCAGUUGUGUUAAGGUGUUUUUCUUUUCUAAAAAAAACUUUAGACAAAACGCGUUAAUCUCUUAAUCAUAGACUGGUAGGCGUGCCUUGAGGUCUGGUGUGGAAACCACUGCAAUAUAGCAUUGUAAUUAUUACAUUUGACAAAAUGGCACCUAAUAUGUUGAUGUCAUUAUCAUCAUCCGAAAACUCUUAAAGUGAAAUAGUGAAACCCUGUUCACUUAAUCAAUCUAACACUUUGCGCAGUAAUACUUACAUUUAAAAGUAUUACUACCAUUAGAUAAGUUAUGUUUUAAAUAUAUCAAAGAGAACAAAAUGUCCUUUGCACACUAUACUUCCUGUGGUGUCUUAAGACAUCACAGGAGGUACUCGUACAUGCAAGUGCAACAGGUGACGCUUCCCCCAGCUGGAACAAUUUGUAACUCAGUCAUAUUUUUCUAAUAUUUCCCAUGAAAUUUUUUUAAAUAAAUAUACGAACAUGUUCAAUAAAAAAGAAAAUAAAACAUGUAUAUAUAUACAGACACAUAUCUAUAUUAUAUGCACCCUUUUAAAAUUCUUUAUUAGACCCUGUUUUUUAGUCUGUCUUUGUGUACUCAAUGCAUUAUAUGUACUUUCUUUUGUUUUUGUACCUUUAGUUUAUUAACAUCUGUGUGACAGACAUGAAGGCAGUUGACGGAUAUACAGAUAGGAGAUAUACAAAUAAGCUUAAAAAUAGUAUUGACCAUGACUAUAUUUGGAUAGGAGUAGACCCGACAGCUCUACAGACUGGUGGUGUUAUUUAUCACUAUGUUUAAUACCUUUUAACGCAAGUUUCCUUCUACCAGCUAGAGUUUCUCCACGCGCCUUUCUAAGAGCAGUAAUGUACCCCCUAUCAUUCCUGCGCGAUUACUAACAUUCCACUCCCUCUCCUGUCCCUUUUCUCGCAGGCUGGACUCUUUAAUAAACAUGGCGUAUGGAGUUAAGAGGUAAAUAAGAGCCCAAUACCUUCUGCCCCAGACUCUUUUCCCCCUCCCCUCCCCAGCGCAAGUCUUUAGUUUUCAAAUGUGAUUUAAUGUACAGAGAUGGGAAAUAGCUAUUUAUUUCAGGAGGGUUGUUUACUAAACUGUAGUUGUGUCACUGGACAAAUAAUCUCAUAAUCGCAAAAUUGAAAUCGAAUUACUUAUAAGUGUCAAUUUGCAUGUAUGUUUGAAGGGAGCGCUUGAUAUGGGUGAUAUGGCAAACGACUUCUAAAAUUGUCAGCCAAAAUAUUUUUAUACGUGUUUGGCUGCGAUUUGAUAUUUUUGGGUUAGCUUUUCAAAUGAUUUAAUGUUUUCAGAUAAACUUUAAAAAUAUAUACUUUUUUCAUUAAUAAAAAUUUAAAAACUAUAUCAUAUAUUUAAAAAAAAAUGUUAAUAUAUUUUUAAAAACAUAAAAAAAAAUUAAAUCAUUUGAAAAGUUUAUACAAAAAAUAUUAAAUCAUCUGAAACCUUAUCCAAAAAUAUUACAUCAAGACCUUUGCUCUUUUGGCAUAAGUUUUAUAAGUCAGUUAUCAUUGAUUACCCUUAAAUCAAUAUUUACGGGAAACUCCAUACUAUGAGUUUUCCUAUUUGUCACAACUGAGUUGCUCUAUGACUGUAUAACGUCCCCAAUUUGUUGUGAUUCUCCAAGCCAACACUCCCCAAUCAGCGCAGUUCAUCUCACUGUGUGCUGAGUACUGUCUCAGAAUGCUUCAACAAUGUUCUCAACAUGGCCCUAAGGUCCAACAUGCCCUAAGUGAGGCCGGUCAGAUAGACCGACAUACCUCUUUUUGGAAAAGACUGCAGCUUUAGCAGGCAGAUUUGACCCUCAUCCCCCCUUCCUGGCCUGCCCACCUUUCCAUCACAUAUCUCCCAUUUUGGAGCAUAGACUAUUUCUGGUGACCGAUAUCAAACAUCAGUUACCUAGUAUAAAUAUUAUAUAUUUUCAUCGAAUUAUGACAUUUCCUCUCUGGACAUUAAAUCACAGCUCCGCCUUGCCUUUUUUCUAGAUUGCUAGUAUAUAUGUAGUUACGUGCUAGUUUAUAUAUUUUUUUGUCUGCUCUUGGAUUUCUUUUUAAUGCGACCCUUCUUUUUUGGGGGGUGCUUUAUUUAAAUUUUUUUAUUUUUUUUGUCUCUGUUGGCGUUUUUACUUUUCCUUUGGUUGCAGUUGUAGGGUGUGAAAUGUGUUGUUGUAUGUGUAACACAGUGCGCAAAGUAAGACAUCAGCAUGUCUCACAUAAACGACACGGUUGAGAACAGUAAAAUGAUGACAGCAAUCUGAUUACUGUGAUACGACAAGACAAAGAAGUAAUAUCUAAAUGCAGACCUUAAAUGACCAGCAGAUAGGCUAGGCUGGUACGUGUGUGAUAUGUCACAAGCAAUCAAUAUAUUAGACGUUCAGGACGGGAGACGAGGCAAGACCCUUUUGCUUGCGACAGUCCUAAAAUAUUAUCAUAUUUAAUACAUAUUUCUAACUCCCUGCUGCUGCAAGUAGCCAUCUUGCUUUUCAAGCAGACAUCUUACAAUGCAAACUUUUUCAAUGACAAGUCUUUUUUUUAGACUUCUUGUUAAAUACAUUUUCAGAUGACUACUAUCCAGGCUAUGAAACAAAAUAUUCUUGAUAUCAUGCAUAUAAAACUUUUUAAGUAUUUCUGUCACAAAAAAAAAAUAAAAAAAUAGAAAUUUAGUUCUCUUAUAGAUCAAAAAAUACUACUUGUUAUCCCACCAGUAGUAUUUAAGUAAACCAAGAUGGCUGCUCACAGAAAAUGUACUUUAAAUAUCUCAGGUGCUGGCAGGUAACUAAAUGACUUUGAAGGAGAAUUAGACUUUGACUGUAUUUUAACACAAUAAGUUUACUGCCUAGUGAAGUAACCCAAUGACUGACAUUUUUUUGUGGAUUUUAGCAGUACAAAUAUAGCUAUGGCCAUUGAUAAGUUUCACUGGAUUUUGAGCCGCUUUACUUGGCCUUGUGAUAGUAGUAAAAGACGAAAGAUGAAAUAUAAAUGGGUCGCAUGUUAAAUACCUCACUGAAAGAAACUCACACAUGUAUGUAAAAUAUAAAACAUUUCAGUAAAAAAUAAUAAAACUAGCUAAUUUUUCACAUAUAGUGUAGUUCAGAUUUUUUUUUCUAAUUAUACAUAUUUACAGUGUUAUUCCCUUAAGUAAAAAUUGUCAGGAAUUCAAAAUUAAUUUCAAAUUUGCGGACAAAAUAUAAGAAUUGGAGAAUGUUUCUAUUUCAGCUAUUUUGACCUGAAUUUUGAAAUUCACCUUAAAUCCCCAGCAAGCUCGUCUUUAGUGAAUUAAGACUGUUAAAAAUCAAGUCUUAGUUAACUGUGUACAGAUUGCCUUGUGAAACAUAAGUGACAUAAAUUUUGCAUCUGUACACAUUUGCUACUUUGCAUAAGCUGACUUUAAAGAUAAGAGAGUUUUAAAAUCUAGAACAGAAGAGUAACUAAUCUUUAAUUUACAUCUCACAUGUUUCAUAUCUCACCUUGGGUAAAUCCUCCAUUUUGUCGGAGGAUUUUCCCAAAAUGAAUGACAAUUAAAGUAAACUCAUCUUCGAACGCCUCUUUAUUGAACUAACUGGGCAAAGUCACUAAGACGCUUCUGGGGUCAGUCACCCUUUAAAUAAGUGUGAGCUCCCAGUUCUCAAGGCUUUAAGGAACAAGGAGGAAAAAGGAAUCUCGGGAAAAGUAAGCAGAUUUGCAUAAAGAGCAGGACGUAAAAUGUGAAAUUUAAUUAUUCAAAAUAAUAUAUACUCUAGCCUGUAGUACGACAAAUAUAUUCAGCAGAAAAAUAUGAUAACCAGAUAUGUGACAGUUCCACUUUAACCCCUUAAGGACCAAACUUCUGGAAUAAAAUUUAAUCAAGACAUGUCACACAUGUCAUGUGUCCUUAAGGGGUUAAAAGGACACUAUAGUCACCAAAACAACUUUAGCUUAAUGAAGCCGUUUUUGUGCAUAGAUCAUAGAUCACUGUUCAAUUCACUGUCAUUUAAGAGAUAAAUCACUUUUGUUUCUGUUUAUGUAGCCCUAGCCACACCUCCCCUGGCUGUGACUGACACAGACUGCAUGAAAAAAUAAAUGGUUUCAUUUUCAAUUAAAUGUAACUUACUUUAAAUGUUUUUAUCUCCUGGUCUCUAUAUUCAACUUUAAUUACACACAGGAGGCUAAUGCAGGGUCUAGCAAGCUAUUAACAGAGCAGGAAAUAAAAAAUUCUAAAUUAAACAGAAUUUGCAAUAAAGAAAGUAUAAACUUUAGAUGACACUUUACAGGAAGUGUUUAGGUAGAAUGUGUAGUUUAACUCCUAAAUGGUAGAGAAUUGAGCGGUGAGACUGCAGGGGCAUGAUCUGUUCAACAAAAUAGCUACAUUAUGCUAAUGUUAUUUUGGUGACUAUAGUGUCCCUUUAAGUAUAACUCCUUAAGGACACAUGACAUGUGUGAUAUGUCAUGAUUCCCUUUUAUUCCAGAAGUUUGGUCCUUAAGGGGUCAAAGGGACACUAUAGUCACCAGAACAACUACAGCUUAAUGUAGUUGUUCUGGUGAGUAUAAUAGCUCCCUUCAGGCAUUUUUAUGUAAACACUGCCUUUUCAUAGAAAAGGCAGUGUUUACACUGCCCCUAGGGACACCUCCAAGUGGCCACUGGAGGGGUUUCCUGGCUCAGUGCUGCACAGUAAACAGAGCAAACGCUCUGCAUGGAGACGCUGAAUUUUUCUCAUAGAGAUCCAUUGAUUCAAUGCAUCUCUAUGAGCAGGUCAUGAUUGGCCAAAACAGCAUUUGGCCCCGCCCCAUACCAAUUUUAGCCAAUUUUGGCUAAUUGGCUAAAAAGCGCCUCUUUUGAUGAUGUUACAAAGGACCCAUGCGGUGCUGGAAAUAAGGUGAGUUUUAAAUCUUUGUAGGGAGUUAAGGGGGUGUAAAUCACCUAAAUGGUGGGUUUAGCACUAGAGGGUCAGGAAUACAUGUUUGUGUUCCUGACCCUAUAGUGAUUCUUCAAGAAUUGUGUGUAUUGGAACAAACUGGUGGUCGAUUAAUAAAUGUAAAGCUAAAUUAUCCUGCCUGGUACAAUUAUCAGCUUUUGAUUGCUAUGGGCUUAUUAUCUGAUGCAUGAAUUUCUCAGCCCAUACUUGAAAGCUAUUAUAAACCAGAGUCUUAUAAACUCUAGAAUUAACAAGUAAUUAACAAAUUAAUUAUGUAUCAUUAAGCAAUGUACCAAGCAAAGCUAGACUGACAAAGGCCUUUGAGGAAUUAAUAAUACACUCACAGGGUUAUUCAGUAAACUGAGAAUUUAAAAGGAAUUUUUAAUUAAAGGCCAGGGUAACAAAACUUUAAACUGCUGAGUUAGAAAAUGUGAAUUCUUCAUUAGUAAAUAACCCUGUAAGUAAAUGCAGUAUUAUGCCCCUUUAAGACUGAGAGAGGCAUUACAGUAAUGUUGGCAGUCUAUGUGGUGACCCAUUAUUUGCAUUGUAUUUGCUAUAAACAAACAGAAUAUAUUGGUUAAACAAGACCUGAAAAAAAGGUCACUUUUGUAGCCCUUUGAUUUCAAAAUGAUUGCUAUGCAAAUAGUCUUCUAGAAUUAAUUUGACAGAUAAAUAUACUAACUAACCUGUAUACUAUCAUAGCAACUCUCAAAGGAAGUGCCUAAGGAUUUGACCGUAACAUGUAAAUUGUGAGAUAUAUAUUAUACAACUUUACCAGAUCUGCCAUGAUUUGUUCUGGAUACAUAUCACUUUUUCCUGUUGUGUAGCGGUACAUGGAUGAUACUAUGCUCUAUUUAGAAGAAUUCAUAUACUGACAGAUUAUUUAUAAAUAAGGGCAGUUCCAUAGGAAUCCUUUAAGUUAAUGGCUUUUUCACAGCAGUCACUGUAACACCAAACAUGAAGUUGUAUGUUUCCAAACCGAAAAACACGGUGGAUCUGGUAUUACUACACUUGUCAUCCCUACUAAAUUAUAAAAACCAUGUUCUUAAAGUGGAAUGCAACUGUAAAAAGAAUCAAAAGCGUAUUAAAAGCGUAAAAAAUUAAGAACCCUAGAUUAUUAAGGUUAGUGCCUUUUCAAAAGAUGACCAGAUAGCUGUACCUGAUGGUUUGGAUGGGUUAUUCCAAGCUGUGGAUUUUCAGCAUCAGUCUUUCGAACCAAUUUCAGUAAAGUGUGCCUGAUCAGUCAUUUACAGCUAGACUUAAUGUGUUCCAUAUACCGAGGAAUGUCCCCAGUGCACGGCUGGUGUGAUGUAAUGGUCCAAGAUUGAAAGAUGGGCAUUGGGAUUUGUUUACCGGGGUAUAACUAGUGAUUUAUAUACUGCCAUAUGCAUUAUGCAACCCUCUCCUUUCCACCUCACUUACCUGACCUUUACACCAGCCUCCCCUUCCUCCAGUACUUUCUAAUGUCUACGUCUACUCUGCUUUUUCCCUCCUUUCUCUCUCCCUCCCCAUCACCCCAACCUUUUUUCCUUCCCUCUCUCCAAUAUCACUUAAAUGUCUUCUUUGAAAACUACAUGGUUCUUUUUUCUUCUUUUUUCUCUAUUUCCUUAGUUCUCCAUUUCAAAUUUCACCAGGAACUCUUUCUUACCCUCAAUGUGAAAGACCACCUCUUUUCUUCAUCUUAGAGUCUUAAUAGAAAGAAGAUAAGAGCUUAUUAGCACAUCCACCUGACCAAUUUUACUGUCUAUAUUAAGCCCCCUGAUGUAAUAAAAUAAGUUAUACCAAUCAGGGCCUGCAUUUACAUUCCAAGUGCUAAAAUUCUACCUGCGCCUCUCUAAUAAAUACUAGCCAUUUGCGUACUGAUCUAUCGUUGGAUUAUAUUUUGGGGAAAACUAGGCCAUAUUGGACAUCCUGAGUUAACACUUGCUUAAAUAUUAACGUCAUUAAAUCUUUUGGCAGAACAUGACCCUUGGGCAUGCCCACUCGUGGUCUUCAAAACAUAUUGUUAUAUCAAAAACUGCCUCAUUUGAAGUGUGCUAGAAAAGUAAGAUGGAUUCUACAAAUCUUGGUAACUCUUGUUAAUAUUUGAUAUAUGUAUCAAGAAAUCUGAUCUGUGUAAAAUAGUCCCAUUAAAGACAUCAUAUUAAAGAUUAUUCAGGCCUGUUUUAUUGUGUGUUUUGAGGUAGUUUCCCAUUAAUUUAAAAUUAAUUGAUUAUAUACUGGCCUCUCCUUACACCCUCUACAUUACUUACUAUUUGAUUCUAAUUUUGCAUUGCCUGUGUCACGGACAUAUUAAAAUAAAUCAAAACGUGGGUUUGAUAAAAGCCAAAAAAAUUAUAGAAAUUCUCACUUUUAGUACAGUGAUCCCCAUUCUCAUUUCACAUGAUCUUAUUCUCAAUCUGAUUUUAGUUUUCAUCUUCAUUUCUUCUAAAAGAAGAGACGAACAUGACAAGUUUUCAUAUCCUCAUUACAGUUGGUGGGUCAGUUGUUGCCGUAGACAUGACUGGUAGCUAAACUGGGACAUACUUGACCUUUUUUGAUGUGUACUGCCGCUGGCUUGCAGUACAUUAAGCCACAUCUUGCUUAAGCUAAAUAAGGCCCCACCACCAAAGUGGUGUGAAAAGAAUGGGAUGACUACUGACUAGUGCAUGGAAGAAGCUUCGGUCACAAGGUUAAAAGGCAUUUCUGACCCCAUGCACACCAUAUUCUACAUAUCUAAUGGAAGGGUCCACAUUGUCUUCAGUGGCACUAAGCAUGACAUCUCAGUUAGUGCAGUGGUACACAAAGAGGUAGAUAAAAAGAGAUCUGUUGUAACAGGAGCACCAGUAUGUGUAGUCUGGGUUCCUUCUCCUCUUCUCUCUUACCCUGUAUGCAAAAUAGUUAAAUAUAAGGUCACUGGGAAGUAGGAAGCCUAUCUCAAUUUCAUUCUCUGCAUAUGCCCACUGAUUUUGUUUAUAGAUUGUAUUAAUUUUGAAGGCUUGAAUUUAUUCCAAAUUAAAAAAUACAAAAUAAACAAAACCUAUAACUGUAGAUUACUCAUACAGAAUGAAUCUAGAAGUAUUCUCUGCUUCAUAGGUUACAGAAUAUGGCCAUUGCUGUGCUUGUUGUACCAUUGGUUCUGUCUACUGGUAUUUUCCACUGUGCCCUCAUACCUUUCCUUUCAUCCUUAUACUUCUGCUAUAACUUCCACCUUCUCAUGUACUGUCUUCUCACAGAGAUAUCUUAUACCUACACCUGGUCUAGUAGACUAUUCUUUCAUCGUCCAUUUUUCUCUCCAAAUUACAAAUGUCUUCCUCAUACGGAAUGCCCUUUCCUCAUCCACCCUUCCAGUUCUUCUCCCUGUUUUCUGUACAAUUCAUCCACUAUUUCCGUUAUCAAUGCAUACACAUCCAUCUCUCAUCGCAUCUUGUUUCCUUACCACCACUGAUAAACCUCUAGUCCCUCAAUGUAUCUCUUUCCCUCAUUCCUUCUCCCCAUCUUCCUCUCCUGCUUUCCUCUCUCAUAGACCUCUUCCUUACACCCAAUGUAGUCCGCUCUCCUUCCUUCCCAGGUUCUCUCCUAUCACCAUUGACAGUGUUACCAACCUCGCUGGGGUCAGUCUGACGGGUCCCACCACUGCCGGCUGGUGCAUCUUUGUCUACAACCUGUCCCCAGAAGCUGACGAGAGUGUGCUGUGGCAGCUGUUUGGACCAUUUGGUGCCGUGACAAACGUCAAAGUUAUCCGGGACUUCACCACUAACAAGUGCAAAGGAUUCGGAUUCGUCACCAUGACUAACUACGACGAAGCCGCCAUGGCAAUUGCAAGCCUCAAUGGAUACAGGCUGGGAGAUCGGGUCCUGCAAGUGUCAUUCAAAACCAGUAAACAACACAAAGCAUGAAGAAGCAGUGGGAGUAAGAGUUAGGGUGGGAGAGUUGGAGAGAGAGGGAUAAAAUAGGCAGGGGAGAGAAUAAAGAUAUGGCUGAUGGAGAGGUUGGGAGGAGGUUUACAAAUAGAGGUAGAAAGGACUGGACACAGAGAAAGGAGUAACAACAUGAGUUUAGUACUAGGUUUGAACACAGAGUCUAGCAUAGACCUCCUAACUGUGAUACUGUAUUAGUAAAUAUCCUAUUUGAUGGUAGUUUUGCACUUCCAUUGGAUGCACAGUGAGUUGAUGGUCUGGCACUUUAAAGUCUUAAAUCCAAGAUAUUUUACAUGAAAGACCAUGAAUCCUUUCUAAGUUGGCAACUUGAAUGCAGAGCCAGGAUUUUAUGAAUGGGCGACAAUUUUCAAUACUUAGACAGGUAGUAGAUAAUAACAGGGCUGGUAUAGAGCGUUCAGUGCCUGUCACCUUGAGAGAUGGCAUAAAUGAUAGCAGCAAUAGACCCCGGAAUGUUUAGACUGAAUGCACAGUGCCUGGCACCUCUAUGGCUGGCACAUGGGGUACAGAGCUUGGUACCUCUAUGUACGUUACAUAGGUAUGGCACGAUAGCUCCGUUAAAGUGGUCCUGCUCUCUCUUAGUAGCAGUGAACAGGUUAGGUUUCUGUAGGGAUUGAGAUCUCGAAACUUCAACCUCCUCACUCUUCUAACAUUUAACUCCUAUUCCCUCACUCUCCACCUUUGUACCCCAUCACUACUCUUAAAAGAAGAUAAUAAACGAAGAAAUGAGACGGGCGCAGAAAUGAAAGAGAGAAAAAAAAUAUCUAUUUUUAUAAAAAAGGAAAAAAAAUCCCGUGAGCAGUUUAAGCUUUCACACUUGUCCCAAAAGACAAUGACCCAUUAAGUGUAUAUGUAUAAAUACGCAUAUAUACAUAUAAACUCCAUUUUAGACAAAAUCAUAAAUUCAGGUCCCAAAAUAUAAACAUUCUGAUUUGAUUUAAAAUGAUUAAAAAAAAAAACACCUGUGACUGGUUUCCAGAAGGGACUGCUUACAAUCCAUUAGGAAACAUUCUAGAAUUUCCUAUUUCCUCUUCAUUUAUUUGUUUACAAAAUGCGUAGUUUAGGAAAACCAAUGAAAUUCUUACUCAUUUUAAACUUGAGUUGAAUCCAGAGACUUGCGUUUCGUUUAUUAAGAUUAUUACUGAAUAUUAUACCAUGUCUGGGGUAAUUAAUGGGUCAUAGAUAGCAAUUAUAGCUUCAGCCCCACUUAUCCAGGGGGAAAAAAAAUUACUAGUAAUAAAAAAAACCUUUUCCUUCACGAGAAUUCACAAUCGAUUCUUCCAUUUGAAAUAUAUAUAAAUAUAUAUAUAUUUUUGAGGGGCUUGUUUCGUAAAUCUUUAAAAUAAAAAAUGUAAUUUUGAAACCCUGAAAUGUACAAAAAAAAACUAAUUAAUAGACAAUGUAUAUAUCGGAAAUAAAAAUGAUAAUUUUACAAAAAGAUUCAGGCCAGCUCCAGGCACAGGGAAGUAAUUAUGUCGUUUUCAGGCAUAUAAAUAAGGUAUCUCAUAGCCAUGUAAUUUUGCUCAAAGGAUUUUCUGAAUAUGAAAUCUGGACUCUGAUUGGCGGAUUCCUGGACAUGUUUAAGGACUUUGACUAAAGGAUUCUGGGAGUAGUACAGUGACAGAAAAUGUGCACUUAUUGGCUGUUUAAAGGGUGAUGUCAUGAACUGUCACUUAAAGGAUUCUGGAAUUGUGAUUCUGCCUAUUUUUUGAGGGAACAUUCCGUAAACAUUUUUGGGUAUUUAUAUAAAAUAAAUCCAGCUGGUAUUUUAAAUUACAUUAGCAGAAAGCCUUGAGCCGGCUCACCUAAACCAUAUAAUUUGUUUCAAACAGCAGGAAAGGACUAAACGCGGAAAAGUGGGACUGCAGCCUUAAUUCAAAAAGCAAAUAUUCAUAACAUUUAAUAUGAUUAGCUUUGCGUUCAUUUAUCGUAUAGCAGAAAAUAGAAAAAAAAAUUAGGUUGUUUAUUAAUUAAGUUUGCGUCUGUUCUAUAAAUCGUUUUCUCGUUUAUUUUCGGUUCCCUCCCCCCAAAUAACUCUUUUUGAACGUGUGUUUUCUUUAAUAUUAUUUAUAGAUUUUUUUUGUGUUUCUUUAAAAAAAAAAAAAAUAAUAAUAAAGUAGUUGGGGGAGGGGAGAGAGCAAAAUCUUUCUCCUACCUUAUAAUUUUAGUUAGAGCUUUGUGUUCCAGUUUAUGUGUGGUUACUCUGACUGUGUUUAGUAGAAAGUUGUAGGAUCUCUUGCAAAUUAUAAAAAAAAAAAAAAAAAAAAGGAAUCGACAGAGGUUUAAAAAAACACACACAAAAAAUGAAGAAAAAAAAUAUUAUGAAAACCUGGCGAGAUCUUUUGAAUUGUUGUUUUUAACUUAUUUCGAAGUAUUUAUUCUUUAUUUGUGUGGGUAUAAAUAUGUGCUUAAUUUAUGUUUGUUCUGAGCCUAAGCAAACAAGGUUUCUUAUUUUUUUUUUAAGCCCUCCUCUACAGAGGAAAAAGGGUUUAAUCGGUCUUGAGGAUAAGGUGUUAAUUUAUUUAAUGAACGAAAAAAAAAAUGGGAUUGAAACAUUGUUUAAAAAAAUAUAAAAUGAAAAAAACAAUAAUGUGCAUUUUUUAUAAGCUGGUUUGAAAUCCAAGGAGCUGAGAGCACUGAAUAAUUAAAAAAAAAUUAUUAAAAAAAAAAAGAAAUAAAAAGAUAAUUAUUAAUAA